GAGAACGCUACGGGACCUCCCGCCGCCGCGGCGAACUCACCGCUCACACUUCGCUUUCGACCGACGUCUUGCAGUUAUCGAUCUAACUGGCUCGGGGAUCCUUUUCCACCAUGACUUGACUUCUGCUAUCUGAAGCCGUGGCAGGCAUUUCACAAGGAGAACUAUUUAUUAAUUUUUUGAUAUUGUUCACCGCGUGGACAGAUCAUAGCGGUUGAUCUGUCGCGGACUAUAUAAACAGAAAGUUCUUUUUUUUUUUUAAUUUUAAAGAUAACGUGAUUGCAUUUGCUAGCUCGAUAUUUAUUUUUUCUCCCUCGCGUGGCUAUCUCCCCCUUCCUGUUCGUGUGUUGUGUGUUUUAACAAUCAAUUAUUUUUUUUUGUAAUCCGCGCUCUUGUGAGGUAAUUCGAAAUAAACAUAUUCUCAAACUAAGCGACAAUGCAGCGCCAACAGCAGCAGCAGCAGCAGCAGCAGAUGCAGCAGCAGCAGCAGACGACGCAACAGACGCAGCAAACGCAGCAAAGUCGCGUGGAGCAACGCGUCACGCGCCAAGUGACCAGCAGCGAACAGAGAGUACAAGGAGGAUAUGUGGUACAGUCUCAGCCCAUGUUUGGAGGUAGACCCGGAGACAUCUCCCCUCCCGAAUUCGAACAGAUUUUCCGAAAUGCCCGCUUUGCACAGGGUGGCGAUGCCCUCUUUGAGGGCAAAGUCAAAGGAAAUCCGAAACCUACAGUUUCGUGGACCAGAAAGGGAGCUCCUCUUCAUGAGUCGAACAAGUACAAGAUGAAGUACGAAGAACAGACCGGCAAAGUCACUCUCUUGAUCAACACGAUUGGUCCCGGGGACGAGGGGGAGUACACCUGCAUGGCCCGGAACCAGUACGGCGAGGCUAUAUGCUCCGUGUACAUCCAGCCAGAAGGUUUCGGCCAGAUCCCGCAGCAGCCGCAGGGCGGCUUCACCAGGGACUACUCCUCGCAGUUCCAGUCCACGCAGCAGAACGUGUCGGGCACGCAGACCUUCCAGAGCGUGCAGAAGCACACGGACCAGGUCACCUACGCCAACGGCCACACAGUCGAGGAGGACUUUAAGGUGGACACUUUCGAAUACCGUCUGCUACGCGAGGUGGAAUUCCGGGAAUCACUGACCCGCCGCUACACGUCGGAGAUGGACAUACGCAUCUCGACCACGGUCGACCGGUCGCUGGGACCGAUCGCUGCGCCCCAAGUCGGCCAGAAGCCCCGGAACACGAAGCUCGUCGAAGGUUCCGAUGCCACAUUCCAGGCAAAGAUUUCUGGAAAUCCUAAGCCAAGGAUGACCUGGUUCAGAAAUGGUCAGAGGAUAGUCAACUCCCAGAAAUACAAUACUUCCUACUCGAAUCAGAUAGCUUCCUUAAAAGUUGUGGCAGUGAAUUCGGAAGAUUCUGGCCACUACACAUUACUCGCUGAAAACCCACAAGGCUGUGUUGUGUCGUCUGCAUACUUAGCCGUUGAGCCCUCUCAGAUCCAAGACAAUUACUUCGACACCCAGAGGGAGUCAAGUUUGAAGUCCACGCGAGUAGAGAGCUCGACCACCGUAGAUUCCGCCGACGGGAAGACGCUGGCUCCCAACUUCGUGCGCGUGCCCGCCGACCGCGAGGUCACCGAGGGCAAGAUGACGCGGUUCGACUGCCGCGUCACCGGCCGCCCCUACCCGGACGUCACCUGGUACAUCAACGGCCAGCCGGUGGCCAACGACGCCACCCACAAGAUCCUCGUCAACGAGUCCGGGAACCACGCCCUCAUGAUCACCAACGUCAACCGAUUCGACAACGGCGUGGUCACCUGCGUCGCGCGCAACAAAACGGGAGAAACUUCUUUCCAGUGCAACUUGAAUGUGAUUGAGAAGGAGCAAGUGAUAGCCCCCAAAUUUGUGGAACGAUUCACCACAGUGAACGUGAAGGAAGGGGAGCCAGUGGUUCUCCACGCUAGAGCUGUUGGCACCCCUGUCCCACGAAUCAUAUGGCAGAAGGAUGGCGCACCGAUCGUGUCCGGUCCCGACGUGCGCAUCACGACCGACAGUGGAGCCUCGACGCUCGAUAUCCCGCGAGCCAAGGCGUCGGAUGCGGCCUGGUAUCAGUGCACCGCUCAAAAUGUCGCAGGCUCCACUGCCACCAGGGCGAGACUCUUUGUGGAGACUCCCAAAGAGUCGGCUCCCCAACCGUGGCGGCUCACCCUGCCGCGGCCGACCAAAGUUAUCGAGCCCGAGCUAGCUCCCGGCCCAGAGGUAAUAUACCUGCGCCACGUGGAGCGAGCCAAGCCCCAUGUACCGCAGGCGGAGGAGGACCGCAUUUACCCCCCUCCGCAGUUCAUCAUACCCCUGCACAACAUCCAGCAGGUGGAAGGCAACAGGGUUCACUUCGAGGCCCGAAUCGAACCGGUUGGGGACCCAACCAUGCAAGUGCAAUGGUUUGUCAAUGGCAGACCCCUUGAAGCGAGUUCCCGUGCUACGACGACCUUUCGUUUUGGCUUCAUAGCACUGGAUCUUAUCAGCAUAGUUCUAGAAGAUAGUGGAGAGUACGUCUGCCAGGUGACAAGCCAUUCCGGCUCAGUCGAGUCUCAAGCUCUUCUUAGUGUUACCGCUCGCACCGGCAUAGAGCAGACGAGCCAGCACCCGGACAGCCUCCAGUACAUCCAGCAGCUGGAGGACUACUCCCGGUACCAGCGCACCGAGAGCGUGGAGGAGUCCGCGUCCCAGCGACCCCAGUUCAUCCGGCCGCUCCGCGACUUGGGCGAGCUGCAGGAAGGGCGCAACGCCCACUUCGAGGCGCAGCUCACCCCGGUCAGUGACCCGACCAUGAGAGUGGAGUGGUACAAGGACGGAAAACCCAUCACAGCAAGUUCUCGAAUAACCACCAUCUUCAACUUCGGAUACGUCUCUUUGAACAUCAUGCACCUACGGGCUGAAGAUGCUGGAACUUACACCGUGAGAGCUGUGAAUCGCUUGGGCGAAGCACUCAGUACAUCCACGCUCAAAGUUUUCGCGCGCACCAGCGUGACGGGAGACCUGGGCAUCCCGGAGCAGCAGCGCUACAUCGAGAAGGUGGAGGAGCUGGAAGCGUACCAGCAGCAGCUGCACCGGAAGUACGUGCAGGAGGUGCCGGAGAGCACCAGCCCUCCCGAGUUCAAGUCCCCCAUCAGGGACCAGCUCGGCGUCCGCGAGGGCGGCUUCGCGCACUUCGAGGCGCGCCUGGAGCCCGUCGGCGACUCCACGCUGCGGGUCGAGUGGCUCAAGGACGGCCGCCCCGUCGAAGCGAGUUCCCGAAUCACGACGUUCUUCAACUUCGGUUACGUCGCACUGACCAUCAAGUACGUGACCACGCACGACGUGGGCGCGUACACGUGCCGGGCGUUCAACCAGCUGGGCCAGGCCACCACGUCGGCCCAGCUGACCGUCGUCAGCAAGAAGGACAUACUCGUCGACAGCCAGCACCCAGGCGGGCUGGAGAAGAUCCAGUACUUGGAGGACUCCAGUCGCUAUGGUCGCACCACCCAAGAAGAAACCACUGUGACUCAGAAGCCGAGGUUCUUGGGUCCUCUGAAAGGAACGAACAAGAUCGUUGAAGGACAGAGGGCGCAUUUCGAAGCUCGAGUCGAACCACUGAAUGAUUCCACGCUUCAGGUUGAGUGGUACUUCAACGGGAAGCUGAUCAUGACGGCCAACAGAAUCCAGACAUAUCACGACUUUGGCUAUGUUGCCCUCGACAUACUCAGCGUGCGUUCGGACGACGCAGGAAGCUACACAGUCGUAGCGAGGAACGCACUCGGCGAAGCGCAACUAUCAACGACCAUGGUGGUUGAAACUCGUUCGAGUAUCGACACGACCAGCAUGCAUCGCGCCACUUAUGAAAAGACUCAGCACUUGGAGGGUUCGAAAUUCGUGGAGCCCCAGUACCACAUCGAAGAAAUCUCGAAAUCAAGGCCGAUCUUCGUGCAACCUCUGUCCGACCCCAAACCCAUCAACGAAGGCAAGAACAUCCAUCUCGAGUGCCGCUUGGAGCCCAUGGGCGAUCCAACAAUGCGCGUGGAGUGGUUCCACAAUGGGAAGUCCAUCACAGUUGGUUCACGAUUCCGCACUUACUACGACUUCGGGUUCGUUGCGCUCGACAUAGUCCACGCGACAACCCUGGACUCUGGCGAGUACACGGUUCGCGCCACCAACCACCUGGGCAGCGCUCACACAUCGGCCGCUGUCAGGGUGAUCAGCCAGUCGGACAUCCUGACGGAGAGCCAGAACGAGACGGCGCUGGAGCAGAUCCAGUACCUGGAGGACUCUUCGCGCCACCGCCGCACGGUAGCCGAGGACGUCACGGUGGUGCAGCCGCCCCAGUUCACGCGGCCGCUGCACAACGUGCAGACCGUGGAGGGGACCAACAUCCACCUGGAGUGCCGGCUCCAGCCGGUGGGCGACCCCUCGCUCCGCGUCGACUGGUUCGUCAACGGCCGGCCCGUCGGCACAGGGCAUCGUUUCCGUCCUGCUCACGAGUUUGACUACGUGGCUCUCGACCUGCUGAGUGUUUACCCCGUGGAUUCCGGCGUCUACACCUGCCAGGCACGCAACCAGCUCGGCGAAGCCGUCACCUCCUGCUCGGUCAAGGUCAUCGCCAAGCGAGACUUGAUCCUGGAGUCGCAGCAUCCCUCCGGCCUGGAGAAGAUUCAGUACCUGGAGGACUCGUCCCGCUACAAGAAGACGGAGUACGUGGACGAGGUGGUGAACGUGAAGCCCCGGUUCGCGACGAAGCCCAAGGACUUGGGGAACCUCCGCGAGGGGCAGCACGCCCACUUCGAGUGCAAGCUGGAGCCGGUCACCGACCCCAACCUGAAGGUCGAGUGGUACAGGAACGGCCGGCCGAUCACCGUCGGCCACAGAUUCCGACCAAUCCAUGAUUUUGGCUACGUGGCACUGGACAUCAUAGACCUGAUUGCAGAAGACUCAGGGACGUACAUUUGCCGUGCGACAAACUUGGUCGGAUCUGCUGAAACGACAUGCACUUUAGAGUGCAGAAGCACGGCCCAGAUCCUGACGAACACCCAGAACGAGACGGGCCUGGAGCAGAUACAGUACCUGGAGGACCGCAGCCGGUACCAGCGCUCCGAGCACGUGGAGGAGACCACGACGCAGGCGCCCGUCUUCACCACCUCCCUCAAGAACAUCAGCAUCAAGGAAGGGACGCGGGCUCACUUCGAGUGCCGCCUGAUCCCGGUGUCCGACCCCACCAUGAAGGUGGAGUGGUUCCACAACAACGUUCCUUUGAAAUCAGGCUCGAGGUUCACGGAGACGAACAGCUUCGGCUUCGUGGCCUUGGACAUCCAGCACUGCCUGCCGGAGGACUCGGGCAGCUACACCUGCCGCGCCCGGAACAUCGUGGGGGAGGGCAUGACGUCCGGCAGCCUGCUGGUGCAGAGCAAGCAGUCCAUCUACCUGGAGUCGCAGCACGAGACGGCGCUGUCGCGCAUCAGCUACCUGGAGGACACGUCGCGCCACCAGCGCCAGGCCGUGCAGGAGGAGGCCGUGACGCAGGCGCCGGUCUUCACGCAGCCCAUGAAGGACCUGCGCUGCGCGGAGAACCAGGCCGUGCACUUCGAGGCGCGGCUCAUCCCGGUCGGCGACCCCAAGCUCAGGGUUGAGUGGCUCAGGAACGGAGUGCCGAUACAAGCAUCGAACCGUGUCACCACAAUGCACGACUUUGGCUACGUGGCACUCAACAUGAAGUACGUGUACCCAGAGGACUCUGGCACGUACACAUGCCGAGCCACCAACGAACUGGGAGAGGCUGUUACGUCGUCCACACUCAUCGUUCACUCGAAAGCGUCGCUGCUGCUGGAGUCGCAGCACGAGGGGGCGCUGCAGAAGCUGCACCAGCUGGAGGACUCGUCGCGCUACAGGCGGCGCGAGGAGGAGGAGGUCGUGGUGACCCAGGCCCCCCGCUUCACCGCCCAGCUCAACGGGCCGACCAGCCUGGUGGAGGCGCAGAGCGCCCACUACGAGUGCCGCAUCGAGCCGUACCCCGACCCCAACCUCAAGGUCGAGUGGUUCCACAACGGCGUCCCGCUGCAGACAGGCCACCGUUUCCGCACGACUUACGACUUUGGAUUCGCAGCGCUGGACGUCUUGUCCGUGUACCCAGAAGACUCUGGAGAGUACACAUGCAAGGCUACCAACAAGCUGGGGCAAGCCACAUCGUCCAUCAAGCUGAACGUAACUGGCCGCUCGGGCAUCAUCAGCGACACGCAGCACGAGGGCGCCCUGCAGAAGAUCCGGCACCUGGAGGACGACUCCCGCCGCCGGCGCACCGCCGAGGAGGAUGCAGCGGUGCUGGAGAAGCCGCAGUUCGGCCGGCCGCUCCACAACGUGCAGGACCUGCCCGAGGGCCUGGCCGCCCACCUCGAGGCCACGCUCACGCCCGUCAACGACCCCACCAUGAAGGUCGAGUGGUACUGCAACGGGCGGCCCAUCCCGCAAGGACAUCGUUUCAAGACAACUUACGAUUUUGGCUAUGUUGCUCUCGAUAUUUUGUAUGCAUAUGCUGAGGAUUCGGGAACAUACAUGUGCAAAGCAAGAAACGCAGUCGGCGAGGCGGUCACGACUUGCUCCGUCACUGUCGAUGCGAAAGCCGGCCUUUACAUGGACACGCUGGAUGCAGAGCGGCUGAGGAAGAUUCGCGAACUCGAAUCGUACGAGCGGCCACAGAAGGCCGAGAUUGAGCCUCAAGCUCAGAAGCCGGUGUUCAUCACACCGUUGAACAACUUGGAGAACUUGAAAGAGGGGGAGCACGCCCACCUGGAGUGCCGCGUGGAGCCCAUCAACGACCCGAACCUCAGGAUCGACUGGUUCGUGAACGGGGUCGCCAUCAAGACGGGCCACCGCUUCAGGACCACGCACGACUUCGGCUACGUGGCCCUCGACGUGCUGUACAGCUACGCCGAGGACUCGGGCACGUACAUGUGCAAGGCCACCAACCUGCUGGGAGAGGCCGUCAACACUUGCACCAUCAGAGUGGGCGCUCGACGCAGCAUCUACCUGGAGUCGCAGCAUCCGGAGGGCCUGGCGAAGAUCCAGGAGCUGGAGGCCCAGGGUCACCCGGCGAGACUCGAGGUCGAGGAGCCGGAACCCACCCCACCACGCUUCGUCACGGAACUGAGGGGUACCACGGAGGUCGUCGAGGGACAGACGGCCCAUUUCGAGGCCCAGGUGGAGCCCUUGCAUGACCCCAACCUCAGGAUAGAGUUCUACCACAACGGCAAGCCGCUGCCGUCCGCCUCCCGGUUCCACAUCACGUUCGACUUUGGCUACCUGGCGCUCGACAUCGGCCACGUGGUGCCGGAGGACGCCGGCGAGUACACGGCCAAGGCCAUCAACGCGCUCGGCCACUGCACGUCGUCCAUCAAGCUGAACGUGCAGGCCAAGGGCAGCAUCAUCCUGGAGUCGCAGCGCCCCGAGGGCCUGGAGAAGAUCCGGCUGCUGGAGGGCCAGGCGCCGUUCCAGCGCCCCGAGGCGCCCGAGCCGCAGACGAGGCAGCGGCCCGUGUUCACGCAGCCGCUCCAGAACAUAGACGCCGUGGCGGAGGGCCAGACCGCUCACUUCGAGUGCCGCCUCAUCCCCGUCGGCGACCCCACGCUCAAGGUCGAGUGGUUCAGGAACGAGAAGCCGCUGGAGACGAGCUCUCGCAUCACUCGCACCCACGACUUUGGCUUUGUUGCCCUCGACAUGACCCACGUGCGAGCGGACGACGACGGAGUUUACAUGUGCCGUGCGUCCAACCCGCUGGGCGAAGCAGUGACGACUGCAUCCAUGAAGAUAAGAACCAAGGCCAGCAUCCAGUUGGAGUCGCAGCACCCCGAGGGCAUGAAGAGGAUCCAGCAGCUGGAGGAGGGUCGUGGGCCCCACCGCCCCGAGGAGCCGGACCGGGUCUUCGAGAAGCCCAUCUUCACCCAGAUCCUGACGGGCCCGUCCGAGCUGUGGGAGGGGCAGCAUGCCCACUUCGAGUGCCGCGUGGUGCCCGUGGGCGACCCCUCGCUGCGCUUCGAGUGGUACGUCAACGGCGUGGAGCUCAAGCUGGGUUCUCGCUUCCGUGUCACUCACGACUUUGGAUUCGUCACGCUCGACAUCAGCUCGGUCGUGACGGAUGAUUCCGGCCUGUACAUGUGCAAAGCCAUCAACAAUUCUGGGGAAGCUGUCUCUUCGAUCACCUUCAAAGUGAAAGCCCGCAGCUCGAUCGUCGGGGAGCCGAUGCACCCCGAGGCGUGGCAGAAGAUCCAGCUGAAGGAGGCGGAGCUGAACCGCGUGCCGGAGAAGUUCGUGGACUCGACGCCGCAGCAGGCGCCCGUGUUCACCACGCACCUGGCCAGCCACGACAAGCUGGUGGAGGGCCAGAACGUGCACCUGGAGGCGCAGGUCGAGCCCCGCGCCGACCCCAACCUGCGGGUCGAGUGGUUCAAGAACGGGGUCAACCUCACCACCGGUACGCGCAUCAGAAGCACGUUCGACUUUGGCCUGGUGACGUUCAACAUCAACGGCCUGCGACCCGAUGACUCGGCCAUCUACACGUGCAAGGCUACCAACCUCCUGGGCGAGGCUGUGUCCACCUGCACGCUCAAGGUGGAAGAUCGCCACUGGCUGCUCGGGAACACGCUCCACCCCGAGGCACUGCCGGUGAUCGAGGCCCUGGAGGGCCCUCGGCCCGGCCGCCCGGAGGCCCCCGAGCCGGUGUUCGAGACCCCGGUGUUCAUCACGCACCUCAACAACGUCGAGUGCACCGAGGGCGACACGGUCCACUUCGAGUGCCGCGUCGAGCCCGCCAAGGACCCCACCCUCAAGAUAGAAUGGUUCGUGAACGGCAAGCCGCUGCCGACGGGGGCUCGCUUCAAGUCGACGUACGACUUCGGUUACGUCGCCCUGGACAUCACGCACUCCUACGCGGAGGACUCGGGCGUGUACAUGUGCAAGGCGACCAACAGCAAGGGCCAGGCCUCCACCUCGGGCACCCUGCGCUGCACAAGCAAGCAGGACAUCUACCUGGACACCCAGCACCCCCAGGGCAAGCUGGGGCUGCAGAAGGUGGAGGAGGCGGAGGGCGCCUACCUCUCCAAGUACCAGCGGCAGUCGUCCGGCCCCGAGGCCAGCUACCCCAAGCCGGUGUUCGUCGUGCCGCUGGAGCCGCAGUUCAAGCUGGGCGAGGCCCAGCCGCUGCACCUGGAGGCGCAGGUGGAGCCCAAGGAGGACCCCGACCUCAAGGUCGAGUGGUACUUCAACGGCAAGGCCCUCGAGCACGGUGCUCGUUUCAAGAUGACAUGUGACUUUGGGUUCGUCACACUAGACCUGACUGACGUCUACGAACGUGACCAGGGUAUUUACACCUGCAAGGCACACAACCGUGCCGGAGAAGCCUUCACCGCGACCACUGUUUACUGCAUAGGCAAGGACGGGCUGAUCGAGCACACCCAGCAUCCCAAAGGAGCCGAGGGCCUGGGCAAGAUCCAGGACCUGGAGGAGUCGCUGAAGAGGCAGGAGGGCGCCCCGUCCCCGACGGAAGAGGGGCAGGCGCCCGUGUUCACGUCCCAGUUUGAGAAUUUGAUGAACCUCAGCGAAGGCCAAAUCGCUCACUUUGAAGCAUCGUUAACCCCUGUUGGUGACCAGACCAUGGUCAUCGAGUGGUUCUACAAUGGAGAGGUUCUCAAAGCUAGUCACCGGUACCGCACGGUGUACGCCUUCGGCAUGGUGGUGCUGGAGGUGCUGGGCACCGAGAUAGAGGACUCCGGCACUUACAGCUGCCGGGCCACCAACAAGUGGGGCAGGGCGGAGAUCAGCGUCCUGCUGGAGUGCGUCGACAAGUCCAAGGGCCAGAAGCCGCGCUUCACCUCCCAGAUACAGGACAUUGUCGGCCUGAAAGACGGCCAGUCCGCGCACUUCGAGUGCACGCUGGUGCCGGUGGGCGACCCGAACAUGAAGGUGGAGUGGUUCCACAACGGCCAGCCGCUGCGGCACUCCACGCGCAUCAAGUCCGUGUGCGACUUCGGCUUCGUGGUCCUGGACAUCUCCUACACCCAGUCCCACGACUCCGGGGAGUACGUGUGCAAAGCGAGCAACAAGUACGGCGAGGACGUGACCCGCGCGACCAUCAAGUGCACGGGCCGGGGGGGCGUCUACCUGGACAGCCUCCAGCCGGACGCACUCGCCCGCAUCAUGGAGCUGGAGUCGCGCGCCGACCAGUCGGGCCAGGCCCCGCAGGCGCCCGUCACGGAGCCGCCCAAGUUCGUCACGCACAUCUCCGACGUCGCCCGGCUGGUGGAGGGGCAGAGCGCGCACUUCGAGGCCCGCCUCACGCCCGUCACAGACCCCAAGCUCAAGGUCGAGUGGUACUUCAACGGCAAGAAGCUGCCCCACGGGCACCGGUACCGCACGUUCCACGACUUCGGCAUAGUGAUCCUGGACAUACUGUACUGCUACGAGGAGAACUCGGGCGUGUACGAGUGCCGGGCCGUCAACGACUACGGCGAGGACACCACCCGCGCCACGCUCAAGUGCCUGUCCAAGACCAACCUGAUCCUGGAGUCCCAGCUGCCUCAGGGCAUGGAAGGGGGUUUGGAGAAGAUCCAGACCUUGGAGGACUCCCUCGUCCGCUCUCGGGACGAAAAGGUGACGGAGACCCGGGGCCAGGCGCCGGUCUUCACGGUGCCCUUGGCCAAAAUCGACAGCCUGCGGGAGGGUGAGAACGCCCACUUCGAGGCCCGGCUCACUCCGACCGAUGAUCCAAAACUAAAGGUGGAAUGGUUCUGGAACGGAAAACCACUGAGGACUGGAUCUCGGUUCCGCACGUUCUGCGACUUUGGAUUCGUGAUCCUGGAGAUCUCUCCCGUGUACCCUGAGGAUUCUGGAGAGUAUUCGUGCCGUGCUUUCAACGAAUACGGAGAGGCUGUAACAACGGCCAGUAUGAAGGUUCAAGGCAAGAGGAGCAUAAUCCUGGAGUCGCAGCUGCCGAAGGGCAUGGAGCACACGAUCGAGAAGAUCGCGGAACUGGAAGGGCUGGGCCACGCGUCGGAGUCCGCCCCGGAGGAGGACACGGGGAAGCCGCCCGAGUUCGUCACGACGCCCGCGGACCUCAUCCUGACGGAGAACUCGCUGGCGCACUUCGAGUGCCGCCUGACGCCCGUCAACGACUCCAGCAUGCGGGUGGAGUGGUUCCACAACGGGAAGGCCCUGUCCGCGGGCUCCCGCAUCAAGACCAUCAACGACUUCGGGUUCGUCAUCCUCGAGGUCGCCGGGGUGUACCAGAGGGACUCCGGUCUCUACACUUGCAAGGCCACGAACCGGCACGGGGAGGCCACGGUGUCCUGCCAGCUGCAGGUCAAGGGCAGGCAGGGCAUCGUGCUGGAGCCCCAGCUGCCGUCCAACUUCCGCACUGGAACGGAGAGCAUCCAGAAGCUGGAGGAGUCGCUCCACAAGCGGGAGGAGAUCCUGGCGGAGGACGAGAAGCCCGACCCGCCCCGCUUCGUCACCGAGCUUAAGGACAUUGAAGUGAUUGAGAGCAAGGCAGCGCACUUUGACUGUCGCGUCGAACCGGUCGGCGACUCCACGAUGCGCAUCGACUGGUUCCACAACGGGCGGCCGUUCGCUACCGGCUCGCGAGUCCACAUGCUCAAUGACUUCGGCUUCGUAGUGCUGGACAUGGACUAUGUUUACGGCAGAGACUCGGGAGAGUACGUGUGCCGGGCGACCAACAAGUGGGGCUCCGCAACUACGAAGGCUACCUUGAUCUGCAAAGCCAAGAAGGACAUAAUCCUGGACUCGCAGUUGCCGGACGGCAUGACCGGGGAGAAGCUGAAGGAGUUGGAGCGUGGGCCGGUGUCGCAGGCGCUGCCCGAGGACGCCCCGGUGUCGCCCCCCAAGUUCAUCACACAGAUUGAGUCACAAAGCAUCGGUGAAGGCGAAGCGGUCCACUUCGAGUGCCGCGUGGAGCCGAAGACGGACCCCAGGCUGCGGGUGGAGUGGUACCGCAACGGCAAGCCCCUCCCGAGCGGCCACAGGUUCCGAACGGUGUACGACCUUGGGUUCGUGUCCCUCGAUAUCCUCUACACCUACUCAGAGGACUCGGGAGAAUACGUCUGCAGGGCGGUGAACGACGUGGGCGAAGAUACCACCAGAGCAACCAUCUCCUGCAAGAAGCUGCCAUCGAUAAUCCUCCAGAACCAAGUGCCAAGGGGGAUGAAGAAAUCUGAGGCGCUCAUGCAGAUGGAAGCUACAAUCAAGAAGUAUACUUCAGAGGUCCACUUGACCGAGGAAGACCUGUAUGAUGCUGACAAGAAACAGCCUCCGAGAUUUGUGACUCAGAUACUGGAUCAGACAUCACUGGUGGAGAUGCAGACAACUAAGUUUGAAUGUCAGCUGGCACCGGUCGGAGACCCGAACAUGAAAGUCGAAUGGUUCCUCAACGGGAAACCUCUCCCGCACAAGAACAGAUUCACACCAAUUUAUGAUUUCGGCUACGUGGCCAUGAACUUCGGCUGGGUGUAUCCCGAGGACAGCGGCGAGUACUUGUGCCGAGCGACCAACCUCUACGGCAUGGACGAGACGAGAGCCGUCAUCAAGACGGCUGGCAAGCCUGGAAUCAUAUACGACUCGCAGCUGCCCAAAGGAAUGAAGAGCAUUGAGAGAAUCAGAGAGAUGGAAGCAGCUUGGCAAGUAGCUCCCGAGCAACCGGACGACGAACUGAAACCCAAGGAGAAGCCCGUGUUCGUGACGAGGCCGGAGCCGUUCACCGUCACGGAGGGCGAGAGCGCUCGCUUCUGCUGCCGCGUGACGGGACACCCCAAGCCCCGGGUCAUGUGGGUCAUCAACGGACACACUGUCGUCAACGGCUCUCGGUACAAGCUGACCUACGACGGCAUGUGGCACCUGGACAUCCCCAAGACACGCCAGUACGACCACGGUAAAGUGGAGGUGGUGGCUCGCAACUCAUCCGGCGAGGCCAUCACGGAGACCGUCCUGACGGUGAAGCCUCGCGGUGACGACUACAGGAACGUGCUCAAGAACUCGCCCAGACCGUGGUACGACUACGAGCUGACCCAGUACCAGAAGGAGCGCCAGGAGACGGAGCUGGAGAAGGCCUUCGAGGAGCGCGGCACGCUGCUGCAGGGCCACGUGGACAUAAGCGACGCCGUGAAGCAGAAGGUGGCCAAGGAGCCCGAGACGGAGUGGCAGCAGUCCGUGCGCAGCAAGAAGGGCGAGGACUACUACACCAAGCUGAAGGAGCUGGAGGAGGAGCAGGUGGUGAAGGAGACCCGCCUGCGAGAGACGUCCCACCAGUUCGCGAUCCCGGGGGAGAAGAUCGCGGCCAAGACCGUCACCAAGGGCAUGGCCCAGAGCUACGAGCAGAAACUCGACACGGAGACCCAAGAGGGGACGGUGGGCUCCCCCCAGGUGCAGAGGCGCACCACCGACGUGUCCGUGGACUCCCAGAGGGUCAGGCCCGCGCCUGAGCCGAUGGAGUCCGCCAUCCACGGCAGGGAAGUCCACGUGGCGAAGCAGAAGCAGGUUCAGAAGGAGGUGAAAGAUGACUUGGAGAUCACCCGCAAAAUCACAGCCACAGAAACAACAGAAGUUGAACAUAAGGCCAAGACACAAGAGCGAGUGGUGCAAGGACAAGUGAAACCCGCAAAGCCGCCAUUCUUCACGAAGAAGAUCCAGCCGUGCCGGGCCUUCGAGCAGGAGCAGGCGCGGUUCGAAGUGGAGUUCGACGGCGACCCCCUGCCCAAGGUCCAGUGGUACCGCGAGGACUUCCCCAUCCAGAGCUCGGCGGACCUGCAGAUCCACACCUUCGGCACCAAGUCCGUCCUGAUGCUGCGCCAGGUGUUCCCCGAGGACUCGGGGGUGUUCAGCGCGGUGGCGGAGAACCGCGGGGGGCGCGCCAAGUGCAGCGCCAACCUGGUGGUGGAGGAGAGGAGGAGGGCGGGCCGGGGGGGAGUCGUGCCGCCCAGCUUCCUGUCCACCGUGCAGAGCUGCGCGCCCAACGCCGGCCAGCUGGCGCGCUUCGACGCCCGCGUCUCGGGCACCAAGCCCCUGGACGUGUACUGGCUCAAGGACGGCAAGAAAGUGACGCCCGACAUCCGCCACAAGACGCUGGAGGAGGACAGCCUGUACACGCUGCUGAUCAUCGAGACGCUGCCCGAGGACUCGGGCAGGUACGAGUGCGUGGCCAUCAACGGCGCCGGGGAGGCCCGCUGCGAGUGCGAGUGCGCGGUGCAGACGCCGGCGGCCGCCGGGAAGCAGCCGGCCAAGCCGACCACCCCGGGGGCGGAGCAGGCCCCCUCAAUCGUGCAGCCCCUCAAGGGCAAGGUCAUCCGCGAGGGGCAGUCCGUGGACUUCCAGUGCAGGAUCUCGGGCAAGCCAGCACCCACACUCAAAUGGAUGAAGGGCGAUCAAGUUAUCAAACCAUCCAAGUACUUCCAGAUGUUGAAGGAUGGGGACACGUACACUCUGAGGAUCUCGGAAGCCUUCCCGGAGGAUGAAGGGACGUACAAGUGUGUCGCCUCGAACCCAUCAGGUUCGGUGACGCUGUCGGGAGAGCUGAAAGUGACGGCCCCGGAGACGCAGGAGGUCCCGCCCACGCUGAGCCCCAUGAGGGACGUGAUCGUGGCCGAGGGGAGCUCCGCCCAGUUCCGCACGCAGGUCUCGGGCAGGCCCCAGCCGACCGUCCAGUGGCUGCGCGAGGGCAUGGUCAUCCCCCAGUCCGCCGACUUCCAGAUGAUUCACGAGGGCAAGAACGUGGUGCUUCUGAUUGCGACGACGUACGAGGAAGAUUCUGGAACUUUCACCUGCAGGGCCACGAAUUCCGCCGGCCAGGUGGAAACAUCGGCACAACUCAUUGUCAAAAGACAGCAAGGACUGGUAUAUGGUCCUACUGUUCCUGAAACUCAGGCAGAUGGUACCGUAAGUUUCACAAAAGGAAAACCUGGAUCACUGAAGGGUGGUCCAGCCAGAACAGUAAUUAGAGACACCGCCACGCAGCCUGAUGAUGAACAAUGGCUACAAGAUGCCGAAGUAAUUACAUUGCCGCCAGGAGAUGAAACACUUCCGUGGAGGCAAGGUCGUCAGAGGCCCAGAAUCACUAGAAAGGAUAUUACCACAUACGACAGUGAGAUGACAACCGAUCAAACACAUUCCACUGCAUUAUUUCACCAUGCUUCGAGGGGCAAAAUUAUACAUUCAGAUCAAAGAGAACGUGAUACAACAUUAAAACCAUGGACGGAAGAAGUGGUCAAACUAAAGAAAGUCACAGAAGAAAAGAUAGAACUAAAGAAAACACAGAUGGAAGAUAUUAAGUUAAAAGCAGUAACAAAAGAUGAAACUCAAACAAAAAGUAAAAAACUAACACCAGACGACACUAAACAUUUAAAAGUGACACCUGAAAAAGUCUCAGAUGAGUACAAACCUUCUGAAGAGGUACCAGACCAGAAAACUAGUCUUCCUUGGCGACAGGUCCCAAAACAUAAAUUUACACAAAAGGAUGAUGAAACAUUUAUCAAAGAACAGAAACAGACUGAUGAAACAGAAAAGGUUAUUGUGCAGGAUAUAACAGAAAUUGGCGUAAAGAAACCAGAAAAAAGGAAAACAGGUGACAUGGAGAAACCUGAUGAUGUGUCAGAAAUUGUACUUAAGCCAGUAAGAAAAUUGAAACCAGGCGAAAAAGAAGAAAAAGAAACAGUUCAACUUAAACCAGUGAAAAAACGAGUUGUUCCAGAGAAGCCAGGAGAUGUAUCAGAAAUAACUCCAGCCCAAUUAACCGAGGAAGAGAAACCAGAAGAAACUCCUGAGUCAGUUAAAUCUCAGUUUCCAUGGCAAAGACGAACGAAAGUAGAGAAGGCACCUGGUGAUGAUGACCUUGUACCUGAACAAAUAACAGAUGAAAAGAAACCAUCUGAAGAGGUCCAAGACCAGACAACUGGUCUUCCUUGGCGACGGGUUACAAAACCUCAAUUAACACAAAAGGAUGAGGAAACUGUUAUCAAAGAAAAGAAACAGACUGAUGAAAUUGAAGAGGUUAUUGAGCAGGAUAUAACAUUAAUUGGUGUAAAGAAACAAGAAAAAAGGAAACCAGGUGCCAAGGAGACACCUGAUGAUAUGUCCGUAGUUGUACUGAAGCCAGUAAGAAAAUUGAAACCAGGCGAAAAAGAAGAGCAAGAAACAGUACAUCUUAAACCAGUGAAAAAAGGACUUGUUCCAGAGAAGCCUGGAGAUGUAUCAGAAAUAAGUCUGUCCCAUUUAACUGAGCAAAAGAAACCAGAAGAAACUCCUGAGUCUAUAAAAUCUCAGUUGCCAUGGCAAAGAAGAACAAAAGUAAAGAAGGCACCUGGUGAUGAUGACCUUGUACCUGAACAAAUAACAGAUGAACAGAAACCAUCUGAAGAGGUCCAAGACCAGACAACUGGUCUUCCUUGGCGACGUGUUACCAAACCUAAAUUAACACAAAAGGAUGAGGAAACUGUUAUUAAAGAACAGAAACAGACUGAUGAAAUUGAAGAAGUUGUUGUUCAGGAUAUAACAGUAAUUGGUGUAAAGAAACAAGAAAAAAGGAAACCAGGUGACAAGGAGAAACCUGAUGAUGUGUCAGAAAUUGUACUUAAGCCGGUAAGAAAAUUGAAACCAGGCGAAAAAGAAGAGCAAGAAACAGUUCAACUUAAACCAGUGAAAAAAGGAGUUGUUUUAGAGAAGCCUGGAGAUGUAUCAGAAUUAACUCCAGCCCAAUUAACCGAGGAAGAGAAACCAGAAGAAACUCCUGAGUCUAUAAAGUCUCAGUUGCCAUGGCAAAGAAGAACGAAAGUAAAGAAGGCACCUGGUGAUGAUGACUUUGUUCCUGAACAAAUAACAGAUGAACAGAAACCAUCUGAAGAGGUACUCGACCAGAAAACUGGUCUUCCUUGGCGACGGGUUAUAAAACCUAAAUUAACACAAAAGGAUGAGGAAACUGUUAUCAAAGAACAGAAACAGACUGAUGAAAUUGAAGAAGUUGUUGUGCAGGAUAUAACAGUAAUUGGUGUAAAGAAACAAGAAAAAAGGAAACCAGGUGACAAGGAGAGACCUGAUGAUGUGUCUGAAAUUGUACUUAAGCCAGUAAGAAAAUUGAAACCAGGCGAAAAAGAAGAGCAAGAAACAGUUCAACUUAAACCAGUGAAAAAAGGAGUUGAUUUAGAGAAGCCUGGAGAUGUAUCAGAAUUAACUCCAGCCCAAUUAACCGAGGAAGAAAAACCAGAAGAAACUCCUGAGUCUAUAAAGUCUCAGUUGCCAUGGCAAAGAAGAACGAAAGUAAAGAAGGCAACUGGUGAUGAUGACCUUGUACCUGAACAAAUAACAGAUGAAGAGAAACCAUCUGAAGAGGUCCACGACCAGACAACUAGUCUUCCUUGGCAUUGUGUUACCAAACCUAAAUUAACACAAAAGGAUGAGGAAACUGUUAUCAAAGAACAGAAACAGACUAAUGAAAUUGAAGAAGUUAUUGUGCAGGAUAUAACAGUAAUAGGUGUAAAGAAACAAGAAAAAAGGAAACCAGGUGACAAGGAUAAACCUGAUGAUAUGUCAGAAGUUGUACUGAAGCCGGUAAGAAAAUUGAAACCAGGCGAAAAAGAAGAGCAAGAAACAGUACAUCUUAUACCAGUGAAAAAAGGACUUGUUCCAGAGAAGCCUGGAGAUGUAUCAGAAAUAAGUCCGUCCCAAUUAACUGAGGAAGAGAAACCAGAAGAAACUCCUGAGUCUAUAAAGUCUCAGUUGCCAUGGCAAAGAAGAACGAAAGUAAAGAAGGCACCUGGUGAUGAUGACUUUGUUCCUGAACAAAUAACAGAUGAACAGAAACCAUCUGAAGAGGUACUCGACCAGAAAACUGGUCUUCCUUGGCGACGGGUUAUAAAACCUAAAUUAACACAAAAGGAUGAGGAAACUGUUAUCAAAGAACAGAAACAGACUGAUGAAAUUGAAGAAGUUGUUGUGCAGGAUAUAACAGUAAUUGGUGUAAAGAAACAAGAAAAAAGGAAACCAGGUGACAAGGAGAGACCUGAUGAUGUGUCUGAAAUUGUACUUAAGCCAGUAAGAAAAUUGAAACCAGGCGAAAAAGAAGAGCAAGAAACAGUUCAACUUAAACCAGUGAAAAAAGGAGUUGAUUUAGAGAAGCCUGGAGAUGUAUCAGAAUUAACUCCAGCCCAAUUAACCGAGGAAGAAAAACCAGAAGAAACUCCUGAGUCUAUAAAGUCUCAGUUGCCAUGGCAAAGAAGAACGAAAGUAAAGAAGGCAACUGGUGAUGAUGACCUUGUACCUGAACAAAUAACAGAUGAAGAGAAACCAUCUGAAGAGGUCCACGACCAGACAACUGGUCUUCCUUGGCAUUGUGUUACCAAACCUAAAUUAACACAAAAGGAUGAGGAAACUGUUAUCAAAGAACAGAAACAGACUAAUGAAAUUGAAGAAGUUAUUGUGCAGGAUAUAACAGUAAUAGGUGUAAAGAAACAAGAAAAAAGGAAACCAGGUGACAAGGAUAAACCUGAUGAUAUGUCAGAAGUUGUACUGAAGCCGGUAAGAAAAUUGAAACCAGGCGAAAAAGAAGAGCAAGAAACAGUACAUCUUAUACCAGUGAAAAAAGGACUUGUUCCAAAGAAGCCUGGAGAUGUAUCAGAAAUAAGUCCGUCCCAAUUAACUGAGGAAGAGAAACCAGAAGAAACUCCUGAGUCUAUAAAAUCUCAGUUGCCAUGGCAAAGAAGAUCAAAAGUAAAGAAGGCACCUGGUAUUGAUGACCUUGUAGCUGAACAAAUUACAGAUGAACAGAAACCAUCUGAAGAGGUACUCGACCAGAAAACUGGUCUUCCUUGGCGACGUGUUACCAAACCUAAAUUAACACAAAAGGAUGAGGAAACUGUUAUCAAAGAACAGAAACAGACUAAUGAAAUGGAAGAGGUUGUUGUGCAGGAUAUAACAGUAAUUGGUGUAAAGAAACAAGAAAAAGUGAAACCAGGUGACAAGGAGAAACCUGAUGAUGUGUCAGAAAUUGUACUUAAGCCAGUAAGAAAAUUGAAACCAGGCGAAAAGGAAGAGCAAGAAACAGUGCAACUUAAACCAGUGAAAAAAGGAGUUGUUUCAGAGAAGCCUGGAGAUGUAUCAGAAAAAACCCCAACCCAAGUAACCGAGGAAGAGAAACCAGAAGAAACUCCUGAGUCUUUUAAAUCUCAGUUGCCAUGGCAAAGAAGAACGAAAGUAAAGAAGGCACCUGGUGAUGAUGACCUUGUACCUGAACAAAUAACAGAUGAACAGAAACCAUCUGAAGAGGUCCAAGACCAGACAACUGGUCUUCCUUGGCAUCGUGUUACCAAACCUAAAUUAACACAAAAGGAUGAGGAAACUGUUAUCAAAGAACAGAAACAGACUAAUGAAAUUGAAGAGGUUAUUGUGCAGGAUAUAACAGUAAUUGGUGUAAAGAAACAAGAAAAAAGGAAACCAGGUGACAAGGAUAAACCUGAUAAUAUGUCAGAAGUUGUACUGAAGCCGCUAAGAAAAUUGAAACCAGGCGAAAAAAAAGAGCAAGAAACAGUACAUCUUAAACCAGUGAAAAAAGGAGUUGUUCCAGAAAAGCCUGGAGAUAUAUCAGAAAUAAGUCCGUCCCAAUUAACCGAGGAAGAGAAACCAGAAAAAACUCCUGAGUCUAUAAAAUCUCAGUUGCCAUGGCAAAGAAGAACAAAAGUAAAGAAGGCACCUGGUGAUGAUGAACUUGUACCUGAACAAAUAACAGAUGAACAGAAACCAUCUGAAGAGGUACUCGACCAGAAAACUGGUCUUCCUUGGCGACGUGUUACCAAACCUAAAUUAACACAAAAGGAUGAGGAAAUUGUUAUUAAAGAACAGAAACAGACAGAUGAAAUUGAAGAAGUUGUUGUGCAGGAUAUAACAGUAAUUGGUGUAAAGAAACAAGAAAAAAGGAAACCAGGUGACAUGGAGAAACCUGAUGAUGUGUCAGAAAUUGUACUUAAGCCAGUAAGAAAAUUGAAACCAGGUGAUAAAGAAGUACAAGAAACAGUACAACUUAAACCAGUUAAAAAAGGAGUUGUUCCAGAGAAGCCUGGAGAUGUAUCAGAAUUAACUCCGGCCCAGUUAACCGAGGAAGAGAAACCAGAAGAAACUUAUGAGUCUAUAAAAUCUCAGUUGCCAUGGCAAAGAAGAACAAAAGUAAUGAAGGCACCUGGUGGUGAUGACCUUGUACCUGAACAAAAUACAGAUGAUCAGAAACCAUCUGAAGAGGUACUCGACCAGAAAACUGGUCUUCCUUGGCACCGUGUUACCAAACCUAAAUUAACACAAAAAGAUGAGGAGACUGUUAUUAAAGAACAGAAACACACUGAUGAAAUUGAAGAAGUUAAUGUGCAGGAUAUAACUGUAAUAGGUGAAAAGAAACAAGAAAAAAGGAAACCAGGUGACAAGGAGAAACCUGAUGAUAUGUCAGAAGUUGUACUGAAGCCAGUAAGAAAAUUGAAACCAGAUGAAAUAGAAGAUCAAGAAACAGUACAUCUUAAACCAGUGAAAAAAGGACUUGUUCCAGAGAAGCCUGGAGAUAUAUCAGAAAUAAGUCCGUCCCAAUUAACCGAGGAAGAGAAACCAGAAGAAACUCCUGAGUCUAUAAAAUCUCAGUUGCCAUGGCAAAGAAGAACAAAAGUAAAGAAGGCACCUGGUGAUGAUGAACUUGUACCUGAACAAAUAACAGAUGAACAGAAACCAUCUGAAGAGGUACUCGACCAAAAAACUGGUCUUCCUUGGCGACGUGUUACCAAACCUAAAUUAACACAAAAGGAUGAGGAAACUGUUAUUAAAGAACAGAAACAGACUGAUGAAAUUGAAGAAGUUGUUGUGCAGGAUUUAACAGUAAUUGGUGUAAAGAAACAAGAAAAAAGGAAACCAGGUGACAAGGAGAAACCUGAUGUAGUGUCAGAAAUUGUACUUAAGCCAGUAAGAAAAUUGAAAUCAGAUGAUAAAGAAGUACAAGAAACAGUACAACUUAAACCAGUGAUAAAAGGAGAGAAGCCUGAAGAUGUAUCAGAAUUAACUCCGGCCCAUUUAACCGAGGAAGAGAAACCAGAAGAAACUCCUGUGUCUGUUAAAUCUCAGUUGCCAUGGCAAAGAAGAACGAAAGUAAAGAAGGCACCAGUCGAUGAUGCUAUUGUACCUAAACAAAUAACAGAUGACCAGAAACAAUCUGAGGACGUUUCAGACCAGAAAAGUGAUUUUAUUUUUCAACAAGAUAUGACACAUAAGGAUCUACAUAUAGAUAAAAAAUUAAUGAUUAAAGAACAAAAGGAAUCUGAUGAUAUUCAGGAAGUUUUGCAAGAUAUUUCUAUUUUAAUGUUAAAGAAGUUAGCAGAGAAUAAACUUGAUGUAAAAGAUACAACUGAAGAUAUGUCACAAACUGAAUUGAAACAAUUUGGACAAAUAAAAUCUAAAGAUAAGUUACAGAAAAAACUAAGAGAAAAUAAAUUAACUUCUGAACCUGAUGUGGUUCAGAUUCCUCUUGUGAAAGGUGAACCUAAAAAGCCUGAGCCUGAUGAAGAGAAAGAUAUAAAACUGCGUAAGAAGAUAGGCUCCCCUGAGCCUGAAGUGCCUGAGACUAUCAAGUUAAAGCCUUUCACUAAAGAGAAACCAAGUGAUGAGAAGAAACCUCGUGACUUGGAUGUUGGAAAACCUAAACCAAUAGACCAGAUUAGGGAUUCAGAGGAAAUUAUGCCAGAAGUGUUCAAACUGAAAGAGUCUCCAGACAAAAUCGUUGAUAAAAAGAAGGUGAAAAAGGUCAAGAAAAUUAAAAAACCCAAACACCCAGGGGAUGAAGUCACAGCUGAUGAGGUUCCAUCUGAUUUAGAAGAAACUGAGGAUGCAACUGUUUUAGAAAAACCUACAGAAAUAUCUGAUGUAGCACCAGAGGAAAUUUCUGAAUCUAAGUUGCCAGAAGAACUUCCAGUUCCUGAAAGUUCUGAAGUACCGUGGGUAAGAGGCAAGAAGAAGAAAACACCAAAGGAACCUGAAAAGAUUGUGGAAGAUAUUCCAGAUGAGGCAGCACCAAAAGAAGAGGUUGAAGAAGAAAAGCCCACAUUGCCAUGGGUAAGAGGUAAAAAGAAGAAGGUAAUAGGAAAGAAACCUGUAGGCAAGGAGGAAGAUAUUGUGGAUGAGGAAGUACCAAAAGAGGUUGAUGAAAAACCAUCCUUGCCAUUACGUAAGGGUAAGCUUGAAAAACCAAAGCCUGAGUUACAGAAAGCGGAAGAUGUUUCGGUUAAACCACUCUUUGCUGAAGUUAAAUUGAGAAAAGUGUCAGUUCAACCAAAAGAAUUACAGCCAUCAGAAAUUCCAAAGGUUUUGCUGAAGAGUAAUGUAAAGAUAAUUGAGUAUCCUCCUGUGGAACACAAGAUUAUUGUAUCGAUAAUUGAUGCUAAAAUGGACAGUGGAGUACUCUCAAGGAAUGCUGAAGAAGCACAAAAAGUUCUUAAAAAGAGAGUAAGAAAGGUUAUUAAACUACCAGAGAAAGAAGAAGUUCACUUAGAGAAAUAUGAACCCUUUGAAGAUGUGGAUUUGGAAAAGCCCAAAGAUGACGAAGACAAAGGGAAACCUUCAUGGAGUAAGUUACAGAAAAAGCCAGAUAAACCAGAAGAUGAAACGAAGAAGCUUAUCAUUGGCAAAGGCAAAAUACCAAAGGAUGAAGAUGAAAGAGAAGAAGUGAAGUUAAAGAAAAUUCCUGAAAAGCCAUUAGAUAAGAAAGAGGAUGAGAAGUUGAAGCCAAAGAAAGAAAAACCAAGUGAGGAAAUUCCAAAAACAAAGAAAGAUAAGAAACAAAUAGGAUUAGAGCCAUUUGAACCAUAUGAUUUGGAGAAGGAUGAACCAGAGAUUAUAAGUCCUGAGAAAAUACUUCCAGAGUUUUCACCCAAGGAGUCACCAGAAGAUGAAAAAUCCAUGAUACCUAAGGACAAGAAAUCAAAACUAGAGCCUGAAGUUGUCCAGAUACCGCUUGUAAAAGGUGUACCUAAAAAGCCUAAGCCUGAUGAAGGGAAAGAUAUAAAACUGCGUAAGAAGAUGGGCUCCCCUGAGCCUGAAGUGCCUGAGACUAUCAAGUUGAAGCCUUUCACUAAAGAGAAACCAAGUGAUGAGAAGAAACCUCGUGACUUGGAUGUUGGAAAACCUAAACCAAUAGACCAGAUUAGGGAUUCAGAGGAAAUUAUGCCAGAAGUGUUCAAACUGGAAGAAUCUCCAGACAAAAUCGUUGAUAAAAAGAAGGUGAAAAAGAUCAAGAAAAUUAAAAAACCCAAACACCCAGGGGAUGAAGUCGCAGCUGAUGAGGUUCCAUCUGAUUUAGAAGAAACUGAGGAUGCAACUGUUUUAGAAAAACCUACAGAAAUAUCUGAUGUAGCACCAGAGGAAAUUUCAGAAUCUAAGUUGCCAGAAGAACUACCAGUUCCUGAAUGUUCUGAAGUACCGUGGGUAAGAGGCAAGAAGAAGAAAACACCAAAGGAACCUGAAAAGAUUGUGGAAGAUAUUCCAGAUGAGGCAGCACCAAAAGAAGAGGUUGAAGAAGAAAAGCCCACAUUGCCAUGGGUAAGAGGUAAAAAGAAGAAGGUAAUAGGAAAGAAACCUGUAGGCAAGGAGGAAGAUAUUGUGGAUGAGGAAGUACCAAAAGAGGUUGAUGAAAAACCAUCCUUGCCAUUACGUAAGGGUAAGCUUGAAAAACCAAAGCCUGAGUUACAGAAAGUGGAAGAAGUUUCAGUUAAACCACUCUUUGCUGAAGUUAAAUUGAGAAAAGUGUCAGUUCAACCAAAAGAAAUACAGCCAUCAGAAAUUCCAAAGGUUUUGCUGAAGAGUAAUGUAAAGAUAAUUGAGUAUCCUCCUGUGGAACACAAGAUUAUUGUAUCGAUAAUUGAUGCUAAAAUGGACAGUGGAGUACUCUCAAGGAAUGCUGAAGAAGCACAAAAAGUUCUUAAAAAGAGAGUAAGAAAGGUUAUUAAACUACCAGAGAAAGAAGAAGUUCACUUAGAGAAAUAUGAACCCUUUGAAGAUGUGGAUUUGGAAAAGCCCAAAGAUGACGAAGACAAAGGGAAACCUUCAUGGAGUAAGUUACAGAAAAAGCCAGAUAAACCAGAAGAUGAAAAGAAGAAGCUUAUCAUUGGCAAAGGCAAAAUACCAAAGGAUGAAGAUGAAAGAGAAGAAGUGAAGUUAAAGAAAAUUCCUGAAAAGCCAUUAGAUAAGAAAGAGGAUGAGAAGUUGAAGCCAAAGAAAGAAAAACCAAGUGAGGAAAUUCCAAAAACAAAGAAAGAUAAGAAACGAAUAGGAUUAGUGCCAUUUGAACCAUAUGAUUUGGAGAAGGAUGAACCAGAGAUUAUAAGUCCUGAGAAAAUUCUUCCAGUGUUUUCACCUAAGGAGGCACCAGAAGAUGAAAAACUCAAGAUACCUAAGGACAAGAAAUCAAAACCAGAGCCUGAAGUUGUCCAGAUACCGCUUGUAAAAGGUGUACCUAAAAAGCCUGAGCCUGAUGAAGAGAAAGAUAUAAAACUGCGUAAGAAGAUGGGCUCCCCUGAGCCUGAAGUGCCUGAGACUAUCAAGUUGAAGCCUUUCACUAAAGAGAAACCAAGUGAUGAAAAGAAACCUCGUGACUUGGAUGUUGGAAAACCUAAACCAAUAGACCAGAUUAGGGAUUCAGAGGAAAUUAUGCCAGAAGUGUUCAAACUGGAAGAAUCUCCAGACAAAAUCGUUGAUAAAAAGAAGGUGAAAAAGAUCAAGAAAAUUAAAAAACCCAAACACCCAGGGGAUGAAGUCGCAGCUGAUGAGAAUCCAUCUGAUUUAGAAGAAACUGAGGAUGCAACUGUUUUAGAAAAACCUACAGAAAUAUCUGAUGUAGCACCAGAGGAAAUUUCAGAAUCUAAGUUGCCAGAAGAACUUCCAGUUCCUGAAAGUUCUGAAGUACCAUGGGUAAGAGGCAAGAAGAAGAAAACACCAAAGGAACCUGAAAAGAUUGUGGAAGAUAUUCCAGAUGAGGCAGCACCAAAAGAAGAGGUUGAAGAAGAAAAGCCCACAUUGCCAUGGGUAAGAGGUAAAAAGAAGAAGGUAAUAGGAAAGAAACCUGUAGGCAAGGAGGAAGAUAUUGUGGAUGAGGAAGUACCAAAAGAGGUUGAUGAAAAACCAUCCUUGCCAUUACGUAAGGGUAAGCUUGAAAAACCAAAGCCUGAGUUACAGAAAGUGGAAGAAGUUUCAGUUAAACCACUCUUUGCUGAAGUUAAAUUGAGAAAAGUGACAGUUCAACCAAAAGAAAUACAGCCAUCAGAAAUUCCAAAGGUUUUGCUGAAGAGUAAUGUAAAGAUAAUUGAGUAUCCUCCUGUGGAACACAAGAUUAUUGUAUCGAUAAUUGAUGCUAAAAUGGACAGUGGAGUACUCUCAAGGAAUGUUGAAGAAGCACAAAAAGUUCUUAAAAAGAGAGUAAGAAAGGUUAUUAAACUACCAGAGAAAGAAGAAGUUCACUUAGAGAAAUAUGAACCCUUUGAAGAUGUGGAUUUGGAAAAGCCCAAAGAUGACGAAGACAAAGGGAAACCUUCAUGGAGUAAGUUACAGAAAAAGCCAGAUAAACCAGAAGAUGAAAAGAAGAAGCUUAUCAUUGGCAAAGGCAAAAUACCAAAGGAUGAAGAUGAUAGAGAAGAAGUAAAGUUAAAGAAAAUUCCUGAAAAGCCAUUAGAUAAGAAAGAGGAUGAGAAGUUGAAGCCAAAGAAAGAAAAACCAAGUGAGGAAAUUCCAAAAACAAAGAAAGAUAAGAAACGAAUAGGAUUAGAGCCAUUUGAACCAUAUGAUUUGGAGAAGGAUGAACCAGAGAUUAUAAGUCCUGAGAAAAUACUUCCAGAGUUUUCACCCAAGGAGUCACCAGAAGAUGAAAAACCCAAGAUACCUAAGGACAAGAAAUCAAAACCAGAGCCUGAAGUUGUCCAGAUACCGCUUGUAAAAGGUGUACCUAAAAAGCCUAAGCCUGAUGAAGGGAAAGAUAUAAAACUGCGUAAGAAGAUGGGCUCCCCUGAGCCUGAAGUGCCUGAGACUAUCAAGUUGAAGCCUUUCACUAAAGAGAAACCAAGUGAUGAGAAGAAACCUCGUGACUUGGAUGUUGGAAAACCUAAACCAAUAGACCAGAUUAGGGAUUCAGAGGAAAUUAUGCCAGAAGUGUUCAAACUGGAAGAAUCUCCAGACAAAAUCGUUGAUAAAAAGAAGGUAAAAAAGAUCAAGAAAAUUAAAAAACCUAAACACCCAGGGGAUGAAGUCGCAGCGGAUGAGGUUCCAUCUGAUUUAGAAGAAACUGAGGAUGCAACUGUUUUAGAAAAACCUACAGAAAUAUCUGAUGUAGCACCAGAGGAAAUUUCAGAAUCUAAGUUGCCAGAAGAACUUCCAGUUCCUGAAAGUUCUGAAGUACCGUGGGUAAGAGGUAAGAAGAAAAAAACACCAAAGGAACCUGAAAAGAUUGUGGAAGAUAUUCCAGAUGAGGCAGCACCAAAAGAAGAGGUUGAAGAAGAAAAGCCCACAUUGCCAUGGGUAAGAGGUAAAAAGAAGAAGGUAAUAGGAAAGAAACCUGUAGGCAAGGAGGAAGAUAUUGUGGAUGAGGAAGUACCAAAAGAGGUUGAUGAAAAACCAUCCUUGCCAUUACGUAAGGGUAAGCUUGAAAAACCAAAGCCUGAGUUACAGAAAGUGGAAGAAGUUUCAGUUAAACCACUCUUUGCUGAAGUUAAAUUGAGAAAAGUGUCAGUUCAACCAAAAGAAAUACAGCCAUCAGAAAUUCCAAAGGUUUUGCUGAAGAGUAAUGUAAAGAUAAUUGAGUAUCCUCCUGUGGAACACAAGAUUAUUGUAUCGAUAAUUGAUGCUAAAAUGGACAGUGGAGUACUCUCAAGGAAUGUUGAAGAAGCACAAAAAGUUCUUAAAAAGAGAGUAAGAAAGGUUAUUAAACUACCAGAGAAAGAAGAAGUUCACUUAGAGAAAUAUGAACCCUUUGAAGAUGUGGAUUUGGAAAAGCCCAAAGAUGACGAAGACAAAGGGAAACCUUCAUGGAGUAAGUUACAGAAAAAGCCAGAUAAACCAGAAGAUGAAAAGAAGAAGCUUAUCAUUGGCAAAGGCAAAAUACCAAAGGAUGAAGAUGAAAGAGAAGAAGUGAAGUUAAAGAAAAUUCCUGAAAAGCCAUUAGAUAAGAAAGAGGAUGAGAAGUUGAAGCCAAAGAAAGAAAAACCAAGUGAGGAAAUUCCAAAAACAAAGAAAGAUAAGAAACGAAUAGGAUUAGAGCCAUUUGAACCAUAUGAUUUGGAGAAGGAUGAACCAGAGAUUAUAAGUCCUGAGAAAAUACUUCCAGAGUUGUCACCCAAGGAGGCACCAGAAGAUGAUAAACCCAAGAUACCUAAGGACAAGAAAUCAAAACCAGAGCCUGAAGUUGUUCAGAUUCCGCUUGUAAAAGGUGUACCUAAAAAGCCUGAGCCUGAUGAAGAGAAAGAUAUAAAACUGUGUAAGAAGAUGGGUUCCCCUGAGCCUGAAGUGCCUGAGACUAUCAAGUUGAAGCCUUUCACUAAAGAGAAACCAAGUGAUGAGAAGAAACCUCGUGACUUGGAAGUUGGAAAACUAAAACCAAUUGACCAGAUUAGAGAAUCAGAGGAAGUUAUGCCAGAAGAAUCUCCAGAGAAGACUGUUGAUAAAAAGAAGGUGAAAAAGGUAAAGAAAAUUAAAAAAACCAAACAUCCAGAGGAAGUAGUCUCAGACGAAGGAUUUCCCUCAGACCUAGAUGAAGAAAAAUUUGAUCUAGAAAUCCCUGAGAAAUUAGUUGUGUCUGAAAAACCUUUGAAUGAGAUUGAUGUGAAAUUGGACAAGGUGCCAUUAGUAGAACAAGACAUAGUUCCAGUCUCUGAUAAACCUGUACAUCCUUGGAGGAGAGUCCGUAGACUUAAGAAACCAUCUGAUGUAAUUCCUGAUGAGCCAGAUGUGAAACCGGAGGAAGAAUACGAAAAGCCUGAAGAAGUUUCUCUUAUACCUACUCAUAUAAUUGAAGAAGCUGAUGAAGAAAACAAAGAAAUUCAUUCAGUUGCACAGGUAACUCUUGUUUCCAAAGCUGAUAAAGUUUCUAAAAAGGUUUCCAGGGAGGAAGAUGAAAGUGUGGAAGAUUUAGAGGAAAAGCAGUUUUCAUGGCAUAAACAAGUAAAAGUUGAGACUGUUUCUAAGAAAAAGUUGCAAACUGAUUCUAAAUUACCCUUUAUUGGUGAUGAUGAUAGACCACUCAGUGAGUUGGAGAUUAUUUCUCAAAAACGUGUAACCGAAUCUUUGUUUAAAUUACCUGAAGAACCAGUUAUUGAAGAUGUUGAAGUUUCAGAAGAUAAAAGAACUGUAAGACAUUCUAUAGUACAGAAGAGUGUUGCUGAGAUAUCUGUGUCAUCUGGUGGGAAUCUUGCUCCAAGAUUUGUAAAACGUUUGGUGCCUGUUGUUUCACGCCCAGAGAAAUUGACCACUUUUGUGUGUGAAGUGGAAGGUCUUCCCUUCCCAGAUAUUACAUGGUAUCACAAUGAUCAGGAGAUUGUUCCCUCGAAGCGUGUAGUGAUGAAGGUGCAGGAGAAAACAGUGAUUCUGGAGAUAGAGGAGACCAAACUAAGUGAUGUUGGAAUGUACACCUGUCGGGCAUCUAAUGUUGCUGGGGUAGCCACUUCUACAGCAAACCUUAUUGUACUUGAAGAAGAAGAAACUGGCACGGCGCCACACUUUGUGAAACCGUUGAAACCGCAAGUUGUCGAAGGAAAGCAACCGGUAACUUUGCAGUGCACAGUGCUGGGGCAACCAACGCCGGUUGUGAAAUGGCUUGCCAACAACAAUGAAAUCAAACCAUCAAAGGGGAAGCAGAUCAGCUACACUCCAAAAACUGGAGUUGCCAAACUCGUAAUUCAAGAACCACAAGAAGAGGAUGAAACUGUCUAUAGUGUUGUUGCUACAAACAAAUUUGGGAAAGCAGAGUGCCGAUCAAACAUUGUAAUAAGAAAAGCAGCAACCACCUUCAAACCAGAAGUACUACAUGCGCCGAAAAUCACCCGCCCAUUAGAGGCAAUGAUCGUACCGAAGGAAAGCACCGUAAUUUUGGAAGUUGGUUUCGAAGGGAAGCCAGAGCCCGAAGUCAAGUGGUACCGAAACGGAAAGGAGAUAGCUGAAAGUUCUGACGUCAUCAUCAAGACAUUCGAGCAAAAAACAACGCUGAAGAUAUUAAAGGCACGCAAAGAUGUGUGCGGCAAAUACGAAGUCAGAGCUCUAAAUCCGGUGGGAGAGGCCCGAACUUCUGGUUCUCUGGCUGUCAAAGAACCAGAAGAUGAGACAGACUCUGUAGUUCCUCCAAGGUUCAUCGAACCGUUGAGACCGCAGAUCGUGGCGGAAGGACAGGCGGUAAUAAUGGAGACGACCGUUGACUCGUACCCCACGUCUUCUUUCCAGUGGUUCAAACAGCAUGUGCCCAUCAAGUCCUGCCCGGAGAUGCGCGUGGUGACGGAAGACAACCGCUCGCUGCUGGUGGUCAGCGAGGUGAUGCCGGAGCUUGCCGGCAGCUACACCUGCAGGGCGGAGAACGUAGCGGGCUCCGUGAUGUCCACCGCCACGGUGGUCGUGAUGCCGGAUCGGCAGUGGGAGGAAACGGUGGAGCUGGAGUCCCCCACGUUCGUGGAGAAGCUGACCAGUGUCCGCGUCAUGGACGGGGAGCAAGUGCUCUUCACGUGCAAGGUUACUGGCAAGCCAACACCAAAAGUUGCUUGGUUCCAUAAGAAUCAGCCGGUGAAGGAGGCCAAAGACUUAACAGUCUACCAGGACACUGAAGGUGUUUGCAAACUGGCAAUAGCCGAAGUUUUCCCGGAAGAUGCUGGGGAAUAUACUUGCCAUGCCAUCAACGAAGUUGGGGAGGCGGUAUGCGCUGCUUCCCUCGUCGUCGAAGCUUAUGAAUACGUGCCGGAUUCCGAAGUAGCAUCAGUUACCGUCGCAACAUCGCUGAUUACUGGACAGAGUGGGUCAGAAGAAGAUCUUUUAGUGGAGAAGGAGAGUUUGUCGGACUUGCUGGAAGAGAAACUGGCCACUGAGGAACAACUCAGUGCCCCUCAUUUCGAGACUCCGUUGGAAGACAUAAUUCCCAUUCGUGACGGGGAACUUGCAAGGCUGGAGGUGAAAGUGGCGGGCAGCCCGAAGCCCACGGUCACGUGGUACAAGCAGGGCACUCGGCUGGCGCCCUCCAGCGACUUCCAGAUGGAGGACCUGGAGGACGGGACCUCGGUGCUCACCAUCACGGAGGUGUUCCCCGACGACGCGGGCGAGAUCGUGUGCGAGGCGCACAACGAGCUGGGCGCGGAGAGCUGCGCCACGGAGCUCGUGGUCGAAGAGAUCCUCGGCACGAAGGAGUACCGCAAGCCGGAGUGGGUAGCCAAGAUGGAGGAGCUGCAGGAGCAGCAGCGAGCUACGCAGUCUGUGCCAACAUUUGUUCAAGAAAUUCGAGAUACACGGGCCAAGGAAACAGAGACAGUUGUGUUUGAGUGUCAGUUCUCUGGAACGCCAAUGCCUGACAUAAUUUGGUACCACAACAACAAGAUAAUACGGAACAAAAAGAACGUCAAGAUAAGGAUCAAAGACAACAAAACCACGUGCACUAUCCACAAAGCGACGCCUAAGGACGAAGGAACCUACAUCUGCAAAGCCACGAGCGCGAUAGGUGUCAAGACCACCAAGGCACACCUCCAAGUUCAACCUCUUGCUCCGGAGGAGAAGAAAGAAUUGGAGCUGCAGAAAGCACGCGAAGAUGAAGAAAAGAUCAAGCCGGAGAAGGUGAAACUGGACAAGAAGCCAAAAGACGUAGAAAAAGUUAAAGGCGUCGUCAAGACUGAAGAGGACGAAAAGGCGAGCGCAGACAUACAAGAGGUGCAAGUUCUGGAGUCUGCUAAGCCAUUCGAAGAAACCACCACCAAAGAAAAAGCUACUCCGAUCAUCUCCCCACAAGAGCCAGUUACGGUUUCGUGCGUGGCAACACGCAAGCACAUGGGGGAGACAACAACAGACAUUACAAGGCCAGAGGAGAAAGCGAAACCAGUCGCACCUGUUCAGGAGUCCGUGACCGUCUCAGACGUGCAGACGGUGGAUGUCGUCGAGCCGUUCACCGAGGAGGUGACCGAGCAGAAGGCCAAGCCGGUGGUGUCCACCCAGGACUCCGUGAGCGUCACCGAGGUCACGGUCGAAGACACCACCACGACUUUCAAGCGAGGCACGAAGACGAGGAAGGCGGUCAAGACGACGUCCACCCGAGAGUCCGUCGUCGUCUCCGAAGUCACGCCGGAGACCGUGGCGAAAGAAUUCGAAGACACGGUAGACUCGAGGACUGCGGAAAGGAUCGUGUCGACCCGGGAGUCGAUAGUGAUCAGCGAGGUCCAGCCGGAAGCGGCAGUGGAGGAAGUAGAGGAGAAGAAGCCGAGGACGCGAAAGGCGAGGGUCGAGAAGAAGCCGGCCCCGAAGGAAACGGCCACCGUCACCGAGGUGAAGCCGGAACUCGCGAAGGAAGCCGAGGAAGUGGUGACGAGGGUGGAGGAGAUACUGGAGAAGGAGAAGAAGAAGGUCGCCACGGAGGUGACCCGGCUGAUGGACCUGGUGCGGGCGGAGGAGUUCGGGCCGGGAGAGUCCCCGCUGCGGGAGCUGGCGACGGUGGGGUUCCUGGUGCGCCGGGGGGUGGCCGUCAGCGAGAUCGUGACCCUGUACGAGGCGGACCGGUUCCCGGCGCUGCGGGCCCCGGAGGCCCAGUCAGCGAUGGUGCGUGUGGUGGAGCGCGAGGGGCUCACGUCCCUCAUCACCCAGGUGCUGGCCGAGGAGUCGACCACUGACGAGGUGGCCGCGGCCGCCACGGUCGGCUUCCGGGCGUUCAUGCGCAUGGUCGAGCUGCGGCACGCCGCCGUGGAGGAGGUCAUCACGCACUUCGCCCCCGAGGACUUCCAGCCGCACGUGUGGGAGACCGCGGACGUCUCCGAGAUUGUCACAGAAGGCAUUACCGAAACAGUUGAAUCCAUUCAGCAGACUGAAGUGCAUAUGCAAGAGAGAAAGAAAUUGUUGAAGACAAAGAAGACUAAAACCAUAGAAGCAGAGAAACAAGAAAUCAUAGAAGAAACAGCAUCCAAGACCGCUGUCGACACUCGACACCAAAAGACACAGAAACCUCAUGACAGGGAGGAGGGAGUGACAAUCACAGAGGUACCCGUAGACGAGGAAGAAACCACUGUCACAGAACGUUCUGUGGCCGUUGUCACGCAACCGGUCGAGGAAGAGAAAACAGAGGUUCAGGAAAGAACAGACAAAGAGGAAGAACUGGUAAUAGUAGAAAAGACAGGAAAAGGAGUAAUGAAGCAAAGGAAGAAGAAAAUAGUGAAGCAGGAAUCUGAGGAAGAGAUAGAAUUUGAGAUUGAAAUUGUUGGUGGUGGGAAACGAAAGAUCAAAAAGACAAUUAAGGCUGUCAGGCCUGACACAGAAGAGGAAUACAUUUCAGAAGAGCACACGGAAGAACUGAGGCCACUACCCGAUAUGUCCCUGAAAGGACUUCCCCUUGUUAGCAUGCCCAUGCAGAUGGCGGAGACUGUGCCAUUGGCACACACCACUGAAAUAUUAACUGGAAAACUGGCAGAAGAACACGUUAAGGUGAGCAUGCUCACUCACACUGCUAUUUCGGAACAAGAAGUGUCGCUGGAAGAGCAUGAACAGUAUGCACCAGGGGGUGUAAAACCUGAAGGCGCAAAAGCAGAACCAACCAUGGACACAAUCCAGCCAUACGAAGUGACGGAACAUGACGUGCAAGCACAGCCUGGUGUGUUUGAGACAACAUUCAAGCCACAGACGUUCGAAGCCAGCAAGACCAUUGUGCCCAGCGAAGGAAUCUUGGUCAGUGAAACUACGGCUGACCAUAAGACCGGAGACAUACCGGACAUGAAGGCUGUGCAACAAACGCAGGCAACUCUGUCCAUGCUGCUGAAAGAAGCCACUGCAGUGACUGAGAUGCUCGUAUCGCAAAAGGAGGGCGACAUGAAACCCGAAUCUAUCCCUCAGAGCCGCUACGCAUUGCAAGCCGUGGUACCACAGGAGAGUUUGUCCAUCACAGAAGUCAACGAAGCGCAAUCAGAAAACAAACUGGAUUCUUUGGCAAAACCAACGCCAGUCAAGCCACGAAUGGACGUCCCGUCAGUAGAGCCGCUGAUCGUCAGCGAAGUGUUUGCCGAGACGAAGCCAGGGAAGUAUUACCCUGAGUUGUUUGUCGCCACAGAGGUGGCCACCAAAACUGUAAUAACGCAAAAACAAGUCACAGUACAUGAAACACACGCGCCAGAGGCAGAAGGGGAAUAUGUCCCUGGAAGACUGCCUUCCUCUCAGCUAGCCGGCCUUAGCAUAACUCCUGGAGAGACACUGGUCGUGUCUCAAGUAAGCGUGCAAGAAAAGGAAGGCGACUUAGGACUGCAACGCAAACCAGAUAAGUUCCAAGCUAAGCAGGACUUGGCAGUUCUGGAAGGUAUUUCAGUUAGCCAAGUAGAAACUCAAAUGCCUCAGCAAGAGUUCACUGUUGACGUGAAUGAAGAAAGGACGGCAGAAGUAGAUUUCAGCGAGCGUGAAUCAUUUGUCAUGCUGGAAACUACAGUAGGGGAGAAAGAGGGGCAGUUUAUGCCAGGUGAUAAGCCACAAGGAAAACAGGCUGAUACUUCUAUAAUAUGUUUAGAGAUAUCAGAUGUUUCUCUGCCUGUCAUUCAAGAUUCUGAAAGUGAUCUUGUACAUGCAAAGAAACCUCUUGGAGCAUAUGCAGAAGCUAGUAUUAGACCAGAAGAGUCUAUUGCUGUUUCCGAGGUACUGCCAGAAACUGCACCUACAGAAUUCCAUGACAUUUUACGAUACCGUACCGAUGAGGCAACAGUCAACGUCGAAACUCAGGAAGCAAAGCAGAUUGCUGUCACAGUCACCCAAGAAAAGGAAGGCACCAUGGAGAGUGUAGAAGCACCACAAACAUGUAAGGUGGAGGAAGCUUUUAUGCCCCAGACAGGAAUUUCAGUGCUUCAAACACAGACAGUAGAAAAAGAAGGUGAUUUCAAAGCUCCUGAGUUACCGGAGAGCCAUAAGGUGAAAACAGCUCCUACCCAUCCGGUGCAUAGUCUUGUUGUGGAGGAAACACUCCCGGAAGGAUCAACUGGUGACUUAGAGAAGUACAAACCUGAAACUGGGGUGGCUAAGAUGGAGCAGGACGUCUUCCAAGAAACAGUUAUCGAGGAAGCCAUAAUGGGUGAAGGUCUGAAAGAACACAAACCUAAAGAUCAUCCUGGUCAGAAGGUAGCUGAUGUUUCAAUCCGUGAGGAGGAAGGCGUCACGGUCACGGAAGUAAUCAUACAAGACAAGGAGGCAACAUACACUCAGCCUGAUCUGCCAUCCCAAUAUUUUGCACAUCCCGAGUUUUCACCUCAGAAAGUCGCUGUCAAGUCGGAAGUUUUACCAGACUCUAUGACUGGCCCACUGAUUGAAGAUGUACCUGUAGUUGGCACAGCCAAAACAGAACAGACAACAUUGGAGAGUUUGUUAGUGACAUUGACUCAAAUGGUUGAAAGAGAAGGGGAUUUCAAAAGGGAUAUGAUACCAGACACUAAGGAAGCUAAUUUGGAAUGGAAUGAAAGCAUGUCUGGCAUUUCUGUUCUUCAAGUGAUAACACAUGACAAAGAAACAGAGUAUCUAAAAGAAGAUAUGCCCAAACAGGUGACAGCUACUCCUAGUGUCCCCAGUCAUGACAUUGCCAUAAAGUCUGAAAUUUUACCCGAACACAACGUGAGUAUUCUUCAUCCAGAGGAACGACAGCUAGGGAGGGCAAAACCAGAAAAUGAACCAUACCAAGAACUUGUUGUCACAGAGACCACAAUUACGGAAGUGGAAAAAGAACUGAGCAAAGAUACUAGCCCUGAGAGUAAGAAAGCAGAAGUCACUGUAGAUGCUGGGGAGGGGAUAUCUGUAACAGAAGUUGUAGCUGACUACAGAGAAGAUAUUCUGGAAUCAUUGGAUAUUCCAAAGCAAAGGAAUGCCUUAGUAGAUGUUUUUGGCCACGAAGUUGCUCAAAAAGAGGUGGUUAUAAUUGAUGAAAAUGUAAGUGAGUUAAUGGAAAAGGUCCCUGCUGAGGUGAAAGCACACCCUGAGCAAGAGGCACUAGAAUGUGCUCUCCUCUCACAGCCUACAAUUGGUGAAAAAGAGGGAGAAUAUGUGGGCGACAUUAAGCCUGAUCAUAAAAAAGCAGAGCUCUUGUUUGAAGAAGGGCAGGUAAUAAGUGUAACUGAAAUUAUAGCUCAGGACAAAGAACAGCCUAUGAUGACACCAGAGGCCCCUAAGCAAAGUAAAGCAACGUCGGAUAUUACCGGUCAGACAGUGGCUGUCAGUUCAGAGGUCAUUACGGAUCUCAGCAUUGAGGAGAUCAUUCCAAAAGAACCCAGUUUUGCAGAAGCCAAACCUGGACAAAUUCCUUUCCAGAGUAUUAUACUGAGUGAAAUGACAGUCCGAGAAAAAGAAUCAGAAUAUAAAGAUUACAUUAUGCCAGAACUUAAAAAUGCUGAAACAAAUUUUGAAGAAGGUCAGGGUAUAACAGUAACUUUAUUCACCCUGCAUGAUAAGGAAAGUGAAUUUGUUACUCCAGAUCAGCCAAAAGGUGUAUUAGCUGAACCUGAUAUUGUUGCGCAAGAAGUUGCAGAGAAGACUGAAAUUGUUCCUGAAAAUACUACAGGGCAUCUUUCUCGAGAGUCCCCAGAAAAAGCACAGGCAGUAGCCGAGCAGCUGCCGUACAAAAGUGUUAUGCAGUCGGAAGUUUCUGCGAUUGAAAAAGAAGGUGAUUUUAAAGAUUCUUUUACUCCAGAUACAAAAAGUGCCUUUGUAAGUUUCGAAGAAAUAAAAGGUGUAUCAGUCACUGAAGUUGUUUGCCAAGAUCAGGAAAGUACAUAUGAUGCACCAGGCAAACCAGAAGGUAAAUUUGCCAAACCAGAUAUAUUUGGUCAUGAAGUUGCUUUAAAAAUGGAGGUAACCACUGAAAAUCAGACAGGGGAUAUUGUCACUGAAAUACCAAAGGGAAGUGUUGCUUCUUCUGAGCAGCUUCCUUUCGAAAGCGUAGAACUUUCCGAGGCUCAAGUGCAGGAAUGUGAAGGUCAGUUUGAAGGAAAAUUAAAGUUGACGUUCAAAAGUGCAGAGCUAGCAUUUGAGGAAGAGCACGGGAUUGCAGUGACUGAAGUUACAGUUGAUGACAAAGAAGGUUUGUAUGAAGCACUUAGCAAGCCUAAGCAAAGAACUGCCUUGCCAAACAUUAGUGGUCAAGAGAUUGCAGAAAUAUCUGAAGUCAUACCUGAAUUUGGCCUGGGCGACAUCCAGGAAAAGGCAGCGGUCACAGCCACUGCGAUCCCGGAGCAGCUGACUUUCGAAAGUAUAAUACAGACGGUUGCCACAACCGGUGAGCACGAAGAUAAAUUCUCUGACUUCCAAGUACCUGCAACAAAGAAAGCAGAAGUACUGUUUGAAGAGGGUCAGAGCAUUGUGGUCACAUCUGUAACUCCAGAAGACAAAGAAAGUGAGUGUACUCCGAGAGAAAAGGAAAAAGAAAGGACAGCAGGUGUAAACAUCUCGGGCCACGAGGUGGCGGAGAAAUCUGAAAUAGUCCAUGACAUAAGCAUCGGAGAACUUGUUGAAGUUGCACCAGUGUCAGCUCAAGCUCGAGCUGAACAACUACCAUACGAAAGUGUUGUUCUGACAGAACAUACAGUUAAUGAACACGAAGGCACAUUCCUUGGAGAUAAAAAGCCUAGCACACGAGAAGCCGAAUUGGAUUAUGAAGUUGAACACAGUUUGACUAUUUCUGAAGUAACUCUAGGUGACAAAGAACUUUUAUACAAAGCUCCAGAGCUCCCCAGUGGUAAGAGAGCAUUCCCAGAUGUUACUGAAAGUCAAGAAGUAGCAGAACAACUAGAAACUAUCCCGCAACACUCAGUGACAUCUUUGGAGCAAGCAAAGUUUAUCCCGGAGCAAGCACAUCCUGGUCAGGAAACACUUCAGUGUGUAGUGGUUUCUCAAGAUUUAGUCCAGGAAACUGAAACAGAGUUUACUGGAAAGUUCAAGCCUGUAACUAAAAAUAUUGACAUCACCAUCGAAGAAGGCAAGAAAGUGCUAGUGGUAUCAGAAGUAUUAGUUGAGGACAAGGAAGGCGAAAUAAGUGCGACAGAUACACCUAAACACAGACAGGCUCGGCCAGAUGUUGCAGGACAUGAAGUAGCCCAACAUUCAGAAAUUCUAACGGAUAUAUGCUUGGGAGAAAUGCCUUUAGCAAAAACCCAUAACAUUACAGCAAACGUAGAACAAGUUCCCUUUGAAAGCCUGGUUCAAAGUGAAGCAAUCAUCAGUGAAUCUGAGCGUGAACUAAAACAUGACCUUAGGAUUGUCACGAAAAGUGCAGAAGUUACAUUUGAGGAAGGAAAAAGUAUCACUGUCAGUCAAGUUAUGAUACAAGACAAAGAAGAGACUUGUCCUUCGUUAGAGAAACCAAAGGAAAUUACUGCCACCUCUGAGAUACUAGGCAAAGAAGUGGCACAAAAAUCUGAAGUUCUGACAGAAAUGGGAAUUUCAGAGUUGUCAUUAACCACUCCAGUGCCUGCUAAAGCUUCCAGUGAACCUGUUCCUUUUGAAAGUUUGGUGUUGACAGAAGCAGCACUUCGUGAAUGUGAAGGUGACUUUCAAGGGAUAUUCAAACCAGAAACAAAGACAGCAGAAUUAACUUUUGAAGAAGGUAAAGGUGUAACUAUCACUGAAGUAUAUCCAGAGGACAAAGAAGAACUCAGUGUCACACCUGACAAACCAACAGCUCGAAAGGCACAACCAGAAAUAGUACCACACGUAGUUGCACAAAAGUCGGAAGUAAUUGCAGAUGUCACUGUAGGGGACUUUGUUUCGAAGCAAGCCCAAAAAACUGUUGCUACUUUGAACCAAGAACCAUUUGAAAGUAUAAUUCAGGCUGAGGCUAUAGUUCAAGAACAAGAGACAGAGUUGAGCGAGAGUUUACAGUUAGUAAGAAAGACUGCUGACCUGUUGUUUGAGGAGGGAAAAAGUUUAAGUGUUACUCAAGUAACUACUGAGGAUAAAGAAUCAGCUUUUAUAACAGAAGAGCUCCCAAAACAAACCACAGCUCAGACUAAAAUAAUAAGUCAAGAGUCACUGCAACAAGACAUAGUUCGCACAGAAAUGCAUGUUAACCCACUUGAAGUCAGUUUUCCAAAAGAGGAAAGAGCACAUCCUGAGCAAAGCAUUAUAGAAAGUUUAGUUAUAUCUGAAAAUAUUAUUCAUGAACAGGAAGGUACUUUUGAUAAAGAUUUUAAACCAUCCACUAAGAAAGCACAAAUUGAAUUUGAAGAAAAAAAUGUAUUAGCAGUAUCAGAGGUAGUCUUGCAAGAUAAAGAAGAUGACUACGUCAUAUCAGCUAAGCCUAAAGAAAGGAAAGCAGUAUUGGAUGUGCUUACCCAGGAGGUUGCAGAGAAAUCUGAAGUGAUAGUUCAGUUUGGGUAUGAAAAGUUUUCAGAGAAACACCCAGAUUUAGCAACUGCAAAGGCAGAACAAAUUCCUCUGGAAAGUCUCGUGCAAACACAAACUAUGGCUGGCGAACAAGCAGAACAAUUUGAAGGAACAUUCAAAGCAGAACAGAAGAGUGCUGAACUUUCACUUGAAGAGACGCAGAAGGUUGUAACGGUAACUCAGAUCGUGGCUGAAGAUAAGGAAGGUGAAUAUGUAAAUGAGGAAGCACCACAGCGGCAUACGGCUCAUCCAGACAUACUGGGACAGGAAGUGGUUCAGCAGACAGAGAUUGUGACAGCCAUAAGUGCUGGAACCAUUCUGGAAGAUGCUAUUCCGCUUGGGAAGCAAGCAGUCCCUCAGCAGAUACCGUACGAGAGCGUGCUGCAGUCAGAAACUUCGGUGCAAGAGAAAGAGGGAGUCAUUUCUCCGAGCGAGAAACCUGUGACAACACAAGCCAGUUUACAGUUCCAGGAAAACAAGAGCAUAACCAUCACAGAAGUGAUGGUGCAGGACAAGGAGGCAACAAAGGUCAUCACAGGGAAAGCUACACAAGGGGUUGCCCAGCCUGAUAUCGUGGGACGGGAAGUGGCCUUGAAACUUGAGGUUCUUCCAGAAAAUGAACUCGGUCAGCUCGAGAGCAUUGUUCCAGCAACGUGUGUUGCUAAACCAGCCAUGCCGCAACAGCAUGGCCUUAUCGUUUCCGAAGUCCAAACUACAGGGGAAGUGGAGUCUCCACUUGCAGAGUUGGUGAAACCAGACUCUAAAUCCAUCAGUAUUUCACUAGAAGAAAGAGACACAAAUCUUGUGGUUACACAAGUUCAACCUGAGGAUAUGGAGGGUGAGUAUCAAGUAGCUAGUAGAAAAGAGGAAUAUGGUGUAAUGCAUUUAGAUUCAAACUAUGCACUGUUAGAGGAGGAAGUUAUCCCAGACAGUAUUCUUGAUUCUUUUGUUAGCUCUAGUGUUAAGACACAGCCACAACAUGCAGACUUAACCGACACAAUCCAUAAAACACCAGUUGAAGUCACUGAGAUAACAACAGGGGAACAGGAAGGUACAUUAAAUACACUGGUAGUUCCAGACUCCAAAAGUGCAGAACUUCUUUUUGAAGAUUCAGAAAGGGAAAUAACAGUGGUGGAGGCUAUAUUAAGUGAGCGUGAGGAGGUUUUUGUGACAGAACGGGAACAAAAGAACUUUGCAUUACUGAACAUUGUACCAAACCAAACUAUUAUUAUUGAAGAAAUUAAACCUAGUGAACCUGUAGACAGUUUUUAUGUUCCUAAGCCUACAGAACACAAAACCAAGGUUAGUUCAGAACUUAAUGAAGGAUUAGUGGUAACAGAAAUGACUUUAGCUGAAACAGAAAAUAAUUUACAGAGUGAAUCUAUUAAAUGCACUUCAGGUAAAGCUGAUGUAGCUUUUGUAGAAAAGAUUGGUAUUGUAGUAUGUGAAAAUCAUCCACAACAAGAAGCUAAUAACUUACCUAUUGAUUUAGAGAGAUCUUCAGUUGUUGCAAAUAUGGACAUUUUAGCUGCAGUGGCACCAGUAAUUGAAGAACCUUUACAAAUUGCUAGCGUGGGUGAUCUACAAAUCCCAAUUUUAAAGAAACAAGUAGAAGCUGAAACAAAAAUAAUUCUGGAUCAGUCUGUGGUAACACAGCAGUUAAUGCCAGAAGAAAGUGUUGCAUAUAUUGAGAAAGAAGAAAGGAUUCCAGAUACAAUACAAAUUGAAGGUAAGUGUGUCACAACAGAAGCUGUUAUUACUGAAGAGACAGAGGCACAACACAUCGCAGUCGAGAUGAAGACAGAAGACUUGAAUGAAUCGAAACACGCAGGUAUUAAAGUGACGACUAUGUGUGCAUUGCAAGCGAUUGAAUCACAGCUAACAGAGAGUACUGUAAGAAUGAAAGAUGCAGAAAAAUAUCAUGAACGAGUUGCAGAGCAGAAAUUAUUACAGGCAAGUGCUACUGUAACUGAACAGAUAUUACUGAGUGAAAAUGCAGAACUAUUUACUGAACAGAAGUUUGGACAACGUACUGCAAAACCAAACACAGUUGAGAAGGUAACGGCAAUACAAGAACAAGUAACACUGGAAGAGUCCACUGGAGACAUACAGGCAUAUAAAUCUUCACAAGUAGCAUUUGCAAAAUCUGAUAUUAUAAACAGCGAAGCCAUUUUAACAGAACAGCCAGAAACAAAUGAACAACCUGAAUAUUUUACAGAUAAAGAAAUUUUGAAGGAAAAGUUUGCAAAAAAAGAAAUAGUAGGCCUACCCGCUUUAGUGGCAACAAAAGAACACAUUGAAGCAAGCGAAAGCCUUGAUAACUUAUCAUUUGAAUCAUAUCCAACCAAAUCAGUGAACAAAAUUUUUGUUGUUUCAGAAAAUGCUGUGAUAAGAGAUGAAACACGUACACUUGAGGACACAACAAAUAUACCAAGAAUAGCAGAUCAUCAAGUACUCUUAGCACAUGAAGAGUUAGUCGCUUCACAUGCAAUUCACACAGAACAACCGGAAAUCAGUGAAGUAAUAUUGCCUAUAAGAGGAGAAGAAAUGGUGAAAAAACAGCAAGCAAGUACUAAACUCAUAGAAAAACAAGUAUUUACAACUGAAGAAAUAGUACUACAAGAAGGUGUACUAGAACUUUGUGACAGAAAAGAGAGCAAAGAAAUUAGGGCGACAGAAGACAUUACAGCAGUAACAGCUGUUGUUAUAGAACAACAAAUGACUCAAGAAAUUGUAACUCAGAUGGCAAUAAAUAAACUGCAACAAGAAACUGAAGCAAAAGAAAUCAUUGUAGUUAAUGAAAAUCUCAUAACUGAACAACCUGCAACAACUGAACAUACUUCAGAUUUUCAAAUAGGCACAUUACAAACAGAAGUAACUGCACAAGAACAAGUGAUUGGCCAUACAGCUGUAGUUGUUGAACAACAUUCAACAGAGGAGCAAUCAAAUAUUGUUAAAGAAACAUUUGUUAGUAAACCCACUCAUGCAAAGCCAAACAUAAUUGGUCACAAAGUUGCCACAGUUGAACAAAGAAUACCUCAAGAGCUAGCCACUGAAUUGCCCCAAGCUAUCUUAGCUAAUAAAAAGGAAGCAGAGCCUGAAAUGCUUAGUCACGAAUUUUUAGUAACUGAGCAACAAGUAAUACAAGAACAAACAAUAGAUUUACCAAGGGCAGUUUCAGCAAAGGAGACUCAAGCAAAACCAGACAUACAGGCUCAUGAAGUUGCAAUCACACAACACAAUGUACCACAAGAGAAAGCCACUGAUCUACCUAAAGCUACAUCUGCUAAAGAAUUGGAAGCAAUGCCAGAAUUAUUUCUCCUUGAAAUUGCAAUGACUGAACAAAAAAUUGUUCUUGAACAAACAACUGAUUUACCAGGAGCAAUUGUAGCAAAAGAAUCUCAGGCAAGAACAGAUAUACUUGGCCGUGAAGUUGCAGUCACUCACCAACAUCUAACUCAAGAGCAAACUACAGAUUUACCCAUGGCCACAUCAGCUAAGGAAUUUGAAGCAAAGCCAGAUGUAGUUGGUCAUGAAGUUGCUAUAACUGAGCAAAAUAUUACACAGGAGCAAACAACUGAUUUGCCUGGAGCAAUCACAGCUAAAGAAAGUAAAGCAAAAUCAGACAUUAUUGGUCGUGAAGUUGCUGUCACUGAAGAGAAAAUUACUCAAGAGCAUGUCAUGGAUCUACCAGAUGUUGCUUCAGCAAAAGAAACUCAAGCCAAACCAGAUAUACUUGGCCGCGAAGUUGCAGUCACUCACCAACAUCUGACUCAAGAGCAAACCACAGAUUUACCUUUGACUGCAGCUAAGGAAUUUGAAGCAAAGCCAGAUGUAAUUGGUCAUGAAGUGGCAAUAACUGAACAAAAUGUUACACAGGAGCAAACAACUGAUUUGCCUGGAACAAUCACAGCUAAAGAAAGUAAAGCGCAAUCAGAGAUAGUUGGUCAUGAAGUAGCAGUCACUGAAGAGAAAAUUACUCAAGAGCAUGUCAUGGAUUUACCAGAUAUUGCUUCAGCCAAGGAAACUCAAGCAAAACCAGAUAUACUUGGCCGUGAAGUUGCAAUCACUCACCAACAUCUGACUCAAGAGCAAACCACAGAUUUACCUUUGACUACAGCUAAGGAAUUUGAAGCAAAGCCAGAUGUAAUUGGUCAUGAAGUGGCAAUAACUGAACUAAGUAUUGCACAGGAACAAACAACUGAUUUGCCUGGAGCAAUCACAGCUAAAGAAAGUAAAGCGCAAUCAGAGAUAGUUGGUCAUGAAGUAGCAGUCACUCUGCAACUUCUAUCUGAAGAACAAACAACAGAUUUACCAAAUGUUUUAUUAGCUAAAGAAAUGGAAGCAAAACCACACGUGUUUGGACAUGAAGCAGCUACUAUUGAACAAAAAAUAAUACAGGAGCAAACAGUAGACAUGUCAGGAGAGGUACUCAGAACUGAAGCACAGGCUAAACAGGAGAUGUUAAGUAGAGAAGUGGCAAUUAUUGAGCAAUGCACAACCCAUGAGCAGACGACUGACAUGCCUACAGUUACCUUAGCUAAAGAAAAAGAAGCAAUAUCAGAAUUAUUUGGUCAUGAAGUUGCUGUUACUGAAGAGAAGAUAACUCAAGAGAUUGUCAUAGAUUUACCAGAUUCUACUCCACUAAAAGAAACUCAAGCAAAACCAGAUGUAUUGGGUCAUGAAGUGGCAGUCACUCAACAAAACAUACCACAGGAGCAAACCACAGAUUUACCUGAGGCCGCAUCUGCUAAAGAAUUGGAAGCAAAGCCAGAUGUAUUUGUUCAUGUAAUUGCAAUGACUGAACAAAAUAUUGUUUUUGAACAAACAACUAAUUUACCAGAAGCAAUUGCCAGUAAAGAAACUCAAGCAAAACCAGAUGUACUUGGCCACGAAAUUGCAGUCACUCAUGAACAUCUUACUCAAGAGCAAACCACAGAUCUACCUGUGGCUACAUCAGCUAAGGAAAUGGAAGCAAAGCCAAGUGUAAUUGAUCUUGAAGUGGCUAUAACUGAACAAAAUAUUUUGCAGGAACAAACAUCUGAUUUUCCUGGAGCAAUCAUAGCUAAAGAAAGUAAAUCAAAAUCAGACAUUAUUGGUCGUGAAGUUGCUGUCACUGAAGAGAAAAUUACUCAAGAGCAUGUCAUGGAUUUACCAGAUGCUGCUUCAGCCAAAGAAACUCAAGCAAAACAAGACAUAUUGGGUCAUGAAGUUGCAGUCACUCAACAAAAUAUACUUCAAGAGCAAACUAUAGAUUUACCUGAAAUUACAUCUGUUAAAGAAAUUACUGCUAAAACAGAUGUAUAUGGUCAUGAAGUUGCAGUAACUGAACAAAAAAUAGUAAGUGAACAAACAACUGAUCUACCGAGAGCUAUUAUGGUGAAAGAAUCUCAAGCACAAGCAGACAUAUUUGGCCAUGAAGUUGCAAUAACUCACCAAUAUAUAACUCAAGAGCAAACCACAGAUUUACCUGAGGUCACAUCAUCUAAUGAAUUGGAAGCAAAGCCAGAUGUAAUUGGUCAUGAAAUUGCAAUAACUGAACAAAAAAUAGUUCUUGAACAAACAACUGAUUUGCCUGAUGCUGUGAAAGCUAAUAAAAGUAAAGCACAAUCAGAAAUAAUUGGUCAUGAAAUUGCAGUAACUCAGCAGAAUCUACCUGUAGAGCUAACGGCAGAUUUGCCAGACACUGUAUCAGCUAUAGAAAUGGAAGCUAAGUCACAGAUUUUGGGACGAGAAGCUGCAAUAACGGAACAAAAAACUAUUCAUGAACAGACGUCAGAUUUGUCAACAUUUAUUCUGGCUGAUAAAACAUUAGCUAAGGAAGACAUACUAGGACACGAAGUUGCCGUAACUGAGCAACCUAUUCCUCAAGAACAAACAGUUGAUAUACCAACAGCUGCCUUAGCGAAAGAAACUAAAGCAAAACCUGAACUGUUUGGAUAUGAAGCUAUAACAACUGAACAAAAAGUCGUACAAGAACAAACAGAAGAUAUGCCAAAAGUAGUUUUAGAUAAUGAUGCACAAGCUACACGUGGAAUACAUGGCCGACCAGUUGCUGUUAUAGAGGAGCACAUAGCACAAGAGCGAACAACUAAUUUACCUAAGGCAACCAUCGCUGCAGAGAGGGAAGCAAAGACAGAAAUAUCUAGCACUGAAGUUGCAAUUACUGAGCAGAAAAUAAUCCAAGAACAAAUUAUAAACCUGCCAGAGGCUAUAUCUGUAGAAGAAUUUAAAGCUAAACCAGACAUACUGAGUCGAGAAGUAGCAGUCACUCAGCAACACGUACUUGAAGAGCACACAACUGAAUUGCCUGAGAUGAUAUCAGCCAAAGAACUGGAAGCAAAGCAAGUCUUGUCUGGCCGCCAAGUGGCAAUAAAUAAACAAAAAAUAGCACAUGAACAAACAUCUGAUAUGCCAGAAGCUUUUGAAGCUAAAAAAUCUCAAGCAAAACCCGAUAUAUUUGGCCAUGAAGUUGCAGUAACGUACCAAUAUUUGCCUCAAGAACAGACCACAGAUUUUUUGGGUGUAACAGUAGCACAGGAAUCAAAAGCGAAGCCAGAGGUACUCAGUCUUGAAGCUGCAGUAAUUGAGCAGGAAAUAAUUCAUGAACAAACAGUUGAUUUGCCUGGUACAGGAAGAGCCAGUGAAACAAAAGCAAGAAAAGAAAUUUACGGAUUAGAAGCUAUGGUUACCGAAGAACAUAUUCCACAAGAGCAGGUAUCAGAUUUGCCUGUAAUUUUAUCUGCAAAAGAAAAGAAAUUUCAAGCCAAGCCUAUAUUACUUGGCCAUGAAAGUGCAAUCACUGAACAACAUAUAACACAAGAACAUGCAACAGGCCUUCACACAUUAGAAACUGAAGAAAGUAAAGGAAAAUUAUUGGAUGAAAGUUUUCUGGGUAAGUUAGUUAGCUCUGAUAAAGAUUUGAGUUCUGAGUUGGGUUUAGAAGAAAACGCUUUCACCACUGUUGAGGAAUUAAAACAUAAAAGACUUGAAACUGAAGUUGUAACAGUUAGCAUUGGAAAAGAUCUACAUGAAACACUUAAACAACCUGAUUUUAAACAGGUUACCGAGGUUACAUCAGACACAGAACUUGUGUUAACUGAGGUUUUAGCUGAUGUACUUCAUUUAUCUCUAGAGACAGCUACAGUCAUACAAACAGACAGUGACAUGGGCGUAGCAGUAACUGAGGAGGUUAACACUUCACUAGUUGUAGCUGGAGACAUACAAGCACCAUCUGAUAUUUGUUCUAAUGUUUACCACGAUGUCACACAUUCAUCUCUAUCUGCACAGAUACUUGAGGUAAGUGUACAUGAGAGGGAAGGAACACUCCUGCCGCUGCGCAAAGAGCAAGCAAGACUGCUGUCAGUGGCUGAAGUGUCGGAACACACCUCUCUCAGACAUACUCUGGUCACAGACACACUGCACAGUGAAGAAACACUAACACAGGACCUAAAAAUCACUGAUGCAGUUAAAGAAGAACUUUCAGAACCAGACACAGUAGGACAAGACAAGUAUAAAUUACAAGAAAUCAUGUCACAUGGCACAAACACUGAAGACACGUCUGAAAUUGCAGUCACUAACACUACAUCACAUCAACAUGCCAUUUCAAAAGAGGUCAAACCAGAGCACAGCGAUCAAAAUAUUUAUCUCACAACUACUCUGUCACCUCACGAAACCAUUGACAUUUCAGAGAUGCUGGAGGAGGUUACCAAACAGACAACUCACAUCACAGCUACACAAAGUCUCGAGCAGAUGCCGGUGAUAACUGUGAGUGAAACUACAGCCGAGGACUGGAGAGGUGAGUAUGUUCCGGACACCAGUCAGCCAGAGUUUGCCACCGAAGUCUUAGAACAAUUUGAAACAUCCCAAGAUGGUGAUAGAAUAGUAACAAAGCGAACAGUACGAAGAGUUUUAAAACGUGGGAAGACUAGUAAAGCUACUGAGGAGCCUUCAGAGGGCGAAGGAGUUACGAUAGAAGAAAUUACAGAUGAAGAGGUUCCACAAGAGGAAGAAUUUGAUGUAAUGAAACCUAUUAUUGAUGAAGCAAUAGAAGGAGUAACUGAAACAGAACUAAAAUAUAUCAAAGAAAAACCCUCAAAAGAAGAAAUUGAAAUUGAAACAGUUACAGAUGAUAAAAAGCAGGAAAGAACUCAGAAGAGAAAGAUAAAAAAGAAACUACGAUUUGCAGAUGAACAAAUUAUAAAUGAAGAUAUUAAAGAAAUUACAGAUAUUGAAAAAAGUGAUAUAUUUAUUGAAUCACAGACAAUGGAGGAACUAGAACAUCCAGAAAUCAAAGAAAAGUUAAUUUCAGACCAAAAACACAAAAAACCUAAGGAAGAAGAACCUCAGAAAAUACCAGUUGGAAAAGAGAAGGUGCCACAAAAGGAGCAACCAGAAGAUGAAACAGUGAAGCUAAAGAAAAUUCCAGAAAAACCACAGCCUGGAGAUGAAGAAGAAAAAGUUAAACCAAAGAAAGAUGAGCCAAAGGAGGAAAUUAAGAAAAAGAAAAAGGGCAAGAAAGAUAUUGAUAUGGAGCCAUUUAAACCUUCUGAUACUGAAAAAGAACAACCAGAAAUAAUUAGCCCUGAAAAAAUGGAUUACGAAAAACCUGACAAAGAGGCUCCAGAGGAAGUUAAAUCAAAGAAACCUAAGGAGAAGAAGCCAAAGCCAGAACCAGAAACAGUGGAAAUACCUCUGGUGAAAGGUGUUCCCAAGAAACCAGAGCCAGAAGAAGAAAAGGACAUCACUCUUCGUAAGAAGAUGGGAGAACCUGUACCGGAAAUACCAGAGUCUAUCAAACUGAAGCCUUUUAAGAAAGAAAAACCCUCUGAUGAAGAAGCUCCAAAAGAACUAGAUGUAGGGAAACCAGUUCCUGUGUCUCCAAAGGAUGAAAAUGAGGAAAUUGUACCAAAAACAUUCAAACCAGAAGAGUCGCCAGAAAAAGUGGUUGAAAAAACCAAGAUUAAGAAAAUUAGGAAAAUAAAAAAGCCUAAGGAUGAAAAAGAAAACGAAGAAUUACUGCAGCCUUUAGAAGAUGAAACUGAAGAGAUAGUUAAACCAGAAGCUGACAUAGAAACUGAGGACCAAAAAACUGAAGUCAAGGAUUCUGUUGAAGAAAUACCUAAAAUAGAAGAGCAACCAGAGGAAGUACCUGAAAAGCCAAAAGUUAAGAAAAUAAAGAAAGUUAAGAAACCAGUUACUGGUGAAAAAGAUACAACUGAAGUACCUGAAGACAUCCAGGAAGAAGAAGAAAAAGAGAAAGAAAUACCAGAUUCUUUAGAUAAGACAGAAAAACUGAAGAAAAAGAAAACCAAGGUACCAGUAAAGGGUAAAGAAGAACCAACUGAUGAAGAGACAGUCAUAGAGGGUGAAAUAAAACCAGAUAAAAUCAAGCCUAAAUUGCAGUUAAUGAAAAUUGAACGUAAGGAAAUGAAACCUACUAAACUCAAGAUAGUUGAAGUGUCAAAAGAACCGGAUUUACCACUGUUUGCCCAGGUCAAACUCAAGAAAUCACCAGUACAAAAGAAAGAUAUCAAAAGUGUUUCCAUCCCAAAAGUGUUGUUAAAGAGUAACAUUAAGUUUAUUCCUUAUCCACCUGAAGAAUUGAAACCUUUGAUCACUUUGCUUAAUGUUAAACUAGAUCGUGGAAUACUGUCAAGAAACACACAAGAGGCUCUUAAGUUACAAAAGAAGAAAAUUAAGAAAGUAAAGCUGAGUGGCAAAGAAGAAACAGAACUGGAAGAAUUUAAAACUGAUCUAGAAGAAUAUGAAAAACCAGAAGAUUCAGAAAUCCAAGAGAAGCCUCUUUGGGAGAGAGAACCCAAGAAACCUGACACUCAGGAAGAAGAGCCUCAGAAAAUACCAGUUGGAAAAGGGAAGGUGCCACAAAAGGAGCAACCAGAAGAUGAAACAGUGAAGCUAAAGAAAAUUCCAGAGAAACCACAGCCUGGAGAUGAAGAAGAGAAAGUUAAACCAAAGAAAGAUGAGCCAAAGGAGGAAAUUAAGAAAAAGAAAAAGGGCAAGAAAGAUAUUGAUAUGGAGCCAUUUAAACCUUCUGAUAUUGAAAAAGAACAACCAGAAAUAAUAAGUCCUGAAAAAAUGGAUUACGAAAAACCUGACAAAGAGGCUCCAGAGGAAGUUAAAUCAAAGAAACCUAAGGAGAAGAAGCCAAAGCCAGAACCAGAAACAGUGGAAAUACCUCUGGUGAAAGGUGUUCCCAAGAAACCAGAGCCAGAAGAAGAAAAGGACAUCACUCUUCGUAAGAAGAUGGGAGAACCUGUACCGGAAAUACCAGAGUCUAUCAAACUGAAGCCUUUUAAGAAAGAAAAACCCUCUGAUGAAGAAGCUCCAAAAGAACUAGUUGUAGGGAAACCAGUUCCUGUGUCUCCAAAGGAUGAAAAUGAGGAAAUUGUACCAAAAACAUUCAAACCAGAAGAGUCGCCAGAAAAAGUGGUUGAAAAAACCAAGAUUAAGAAAAUUAGGAAAAUAAAAAAGCCUAAGGAUGAAAAAGAAAACGAAGAAUUACUGCAGCCUUUAGAAGAUGAAACUGAAGAGAUAGUUAAACCAGAAGCUGACAUAGAAACUGAGGACCAAAAAACUGAAGUCAAGGAUUCUGUUGAAGAAAUACCUAAAAUAGAAGAGCAACCAGAGGAAGUACCUGAAAAGCCAAAAGUUAAGAAAAUAAAGAAAGUUAAGAAACCAGUUACUGGUGAAAAAGAUACAACUGAAGUACCUGAAGACAUCCAGGAAGAAGAAGAAAAAGAGAAAGAAAUACCAGAUUCUUUAGAUAAGACAGAAAAACUGAAGAAAAAGAAAACCAAGGUACCAGUAAAGGGUAAAGAAGAACCAACUGAUGAAGAGACAGUCAUAGAGGGUGAAAUAAAACCAGAUAAAAUCAAGCCUAAAUUGCAGUUAAUGAAAAUUGAACGUAAGGAAAUGAAACCUACUAAACUCAAGAUAGUUGAAGUGUCAAAAGAACCGGAUUUACCACUGUUUGCCCAGGUCAAACUCAAGAAAUCACCAGUACAAAAGAAAGAUAUCAAAAGUGUUUCCAUCCCAAAAGUGUUGUUAAAGAGUAACAUUAAGUUUAUUCCUUAUCCACCUGAAGAAUUGAAACCUUUGAUCACUUUGCUUAAUGUUAAACUAGAUCGUGGAAUACUGUCAAGAAACACACAAGAGGCUCUUAAGUUACAAAAGAAGAAAAUUAAGAAAGUAAAGCUGAGUGGCAAAGAAGAAACAGAACUGGAAGAAUUUAAAACUGAUCUAGAAGAAUAUGAAAAACCAGAAGAUUCAGAAAUCCAAGAGAAGCCUCUUUGGGAGAGAGAACCCAAGAAACCUGACACUCAGGAAGAAGAGCCUCAGAAAAUACCAGUUGGAAAAGGGAAGGUGCCACAAAAGGAGCAACCAGAAGAUGAAACAGUGAAGCUAAAGAAAAUUCCAGAGAAACCACAGCCUGGAGAUGAAGAAGAGAAAGUUAAACCAAAGAAAGAUGAGCCAAAGGAGGAAAUUAAGAAAAAGAAAAAGGGCAAGAAAGAUAUUGAUAUGGAGCCAUUUAAACCUUCUGAUAUUGAAAAAGAACAACCAGAAAUAAUAAGUCCUGAAAAAAUGGAUUACGAAAAACCUGACAAAGAGGCUCCAGAGGAAGUUAAAUCAAAGAAACCUAAGGAGAAGAAGCCAAAGCCAGAACCAGAAACAGUGGAAAUACCUCUGGUGAAAGGUGUUCCCAAGAAACCAGAGCCAGAAGAAGAAAAGGACAUCACUCUUCGUAAGAAGAUGGGAGAACCUGUACCGGAAAUACCAGAGUCUAUCAAACUGAAGCCUUUUAAGAAAGAAAAACCCUCUGAUGAAGAAGCUCCAAAAGAACUAGUUGUAGGGAAACCAGUUCCUGUGUCUCCAAAGGAUGAAAAUGAGGAAAUUGUACCAAAAACAUUCAAACCAGAAGAGUCGCCAGAAAAAGUGGUUGAAAAAACCAAGAUUAAGAAAAUUAGGAAAAUAAAAAAGCCUAAGGAUGAAAAAGAAAACGAAGAAUUACUGCAGCCUUUAGAAGAUGAAACUGAAGAGAUAGUUAAACCAGAAGCUGACAUAGAAACUGAGGACCAAAAAACUGAAGUCAAGGAUUCUGUUGAAGAAAUACCUAAAAUAGAAGAGCAACCUGAGGAAGUACCUGAAAAGCCAAAAGUUAAGAAAAUAAAGAAAGUUAAGAAACCAGUUACUGGUGAAAAAGAUACAACUGAAGUAUCUGAAGACAUCCAGGAAGAAGAAGAAAAAGAGAAAGAAAUACCAGAUUCUUUAGAUAAGACAGAAAAACUGAAGAAAAAGAAAACCAAGGUACCAGUAAAGGGUAAAGAAGAACCAACUGAUGAAGAGACAGUCAUAGAGGGUGAAAUAAAACCAGAUAAAAUCAAGCCUAAAUUGCAGUUAAUGAAAAUUGAACGUAAGGAAAUGAAACCUACUAAACUCAAGAUAGUUGAAGUGUCAAAAGAACCGGAUUUACCACUGUUUGCCCAGGUCAAACUCAAGAAAGCACCAGUACAAAAGAAAGAUAUCAAAAGUGUUUCCAUCCCAAAAGUGUUGUUAAAGAGUAACAUUAAGUUUAUUCCUUAUCCACCUGAAGAAUUGAAACCUUUGAUCACUUUGCUUAAUGUUAAACUAGAUCGUGGAAUACUGUCAAGAAACACACAAGAGGCUCUUAAGUUACAAAAGAAGAAAAUUAAGAAAGUAAAGCUGAGUGGCAAAGAAGAAAAAGAACUGGAAGAAUUUAAAACUGAUCUAGAAGAAUAUGAAAAACCAGAAGAUUCAGAAAUCCAAGAGAAGCCUCUUUGGGAGAGAGAACCCAAGAAACCUGACACUCAGGAAGAAGAGCCUCAGAAAAUACCAGUUGGAAAAGGGAAGGUGCCACAAAAGGAGCAACCAGAAGAUGAAACAGUGAAGCUAAAGAAAAUUCCAGAGAAACCACAGCCUGGAGAUGAAGAAGAAAAAGUUAAACCAAAGAAAGAUGAGCCAAAGGAGGAAAUUAAGAAAAAGAAAAAGGGCAAGAAAGAUAUUGAUAUGGAGCCAUUUAAACCUUCUGAUAUUGAAAAAGAACAACCAGAAAUAAUAAGUCCUGAAAAAAUGGAUUACGAAAAACCUGACAAAGAGGCUCCAGAGGAAGUUAAAUCAAAGAAACCUAAGGAGAAGAAGCCAAAGCCAGAACCAGAAACAGUGGAAAUACCUCUGGUGAAAGGUGUUCCCAAGAAACCAGAGCCAGAAGAAGAAAAGGACAUCACUCUUCGUAAGAAGAUGGGAGAACCUGUACCGGAAAUACCAGAGUCUAUCAAACUGAAGCCUUUUAAGAAAGAAAAACCCUCUGAUGAAGAAGCUCCAAAAGAACUAGAUGUAGGGAAACCAGUUCCUGUGUGUCCAAAGGAUGAAAAUGAGGAAAUUGUACCAAAAACAUUCAAACCAGAAGAGUCGCCAGAAAAAGUGGUUGAAAAAACCAAGAUUAAGAAAAUUAGGAAAAUCAAAAAGCCAAUUGAAGCUAUUUCAGAACCAAUUGGCGAAAUAUUGACUGAGGAAACACUUAUUAUACCUGUGUGUGAUAAAAAGACUGUUGUAGGUGAUAUUGGAUUAACUGUUGCAGAGUCAGUUUCAGUGGAACAAAAAUCAUUGUUAGAGGGUGUAGAUGAAUUCGUUUCAGUUGACAAGUCACCAGAGGUAAAAGCAGAACCUGUGGUGUAUCCUCAUCAGUCCUUGUCCGUCGAGGAAGUGCAGUCGGAACAUGCAGGUGAGAUUUUACAUGAUAAACCAAAGACAGAAACAGACAAAGCUGUUGUAAUUGUUCCAAAACAGUUUCCAGCAGUUGUUGAACAUACAGAACCACUGGAGUCACUUUCCACAGUCAAUAUCACUGACAGUUUUUCAGAUAAAGCAACACUACACCUACAGCCACAAGAUACAGUUUCAGUGACACAAAUUAUUACAGAACAAAAAGAGGUCACAUUAAUACAGACUGUACCAGAAACUACGUCAGCAACUUUUGAUAUACCAGAAAAUGAAUCGGUAAGUAUUAGUGAGGUGAAAACCUCAGAAUCAGUUGCUGACUUCGAUACUCCACAAAUAGAUCAUGAAUCAUUACUUCCUAAACCAACACCUACCAUAACAGAGGCAAUAAUUGUGACUCAGGUAGAUUUGGCACAAGUAACAGAUGAAGAUAUCAAACCUCAGAAACAACCUAUACCACAAACAGCUGAGAGAAAACAUUCUACACAAGAACCUAUUCAGGUUCAAGAAGUGAGCACAGAACAGAUUGCCUUAUCUCUAUCACUUGAAGAAACAGAACACACAACAGCACAAAUGCAGAACGUCGUCCAGAAACGACUGGAAGCAAUUACAGUAACAGAAGUCUCUACAGACACAAAGGAAAGAGACCUUGACCACUUUACAACACCACAAGAACAAGCCACAAUUAUUACUCUACAAAAUGAACACUUGAAUGUUACUCAAAUUGAACCUACCCUAUUUGCAGGUGAUAUAUCUGAGACUUCUUUGCCCCAAGAAGAGCAGGUAAGGCCACUAAUUUCAUCAGAAAAUGUUCCGGAGGUUGAAGAGUUUCUGCCCGAUGUGAAAGAAGCUGCUCCAAGUAUUCAGCCGUUAGAAAGUACUUCUACAGAUCUACCAAAGAAGUCAAAGAAGAAAAAGAAGGUUACUGAAAAACAACCCCUAAUAUCUCAAGAAAUUGAUGGUGACAAGUUUGAUACAGUAGAUGAAAUAAGUGAACAAGAAACUGACGUCCAGAAGGCCCGCGAAACAAUUGUUACUACUGAUGGAGUAAUUGUAACUGAAGUAUCUCCAGAAAUUGCAACAGAAGCCCAAAGGCCACAAGAUGUACCUGCUGAUGUGGCUAAAGAAUUGACUUCCACACCAUUACAUGAAAAAGCAGUGACAACAGAAACAAAGACAGAAAAGAAGCCAACAAAAAAGAAGAAAAAGCUAGUUGAUGAUACAGUAAAGGCAGAGGAAAGUGAAGAACCUGAACUUAAAAUGAUUGACACAAAUGAUAUUCUUGAAGAAGUUUCCAAACCAAUUAUUGACAAACCCAGUAAACUCUUAGACAUAAAACCAAAAGAAAAGAAACCAAAAGAAAAGAAACCAAAACCUGAAAAAUUAGAACACGUGCCACAGAUGAUGAAAAUUGAAAGAAAGGAAAUUAAACCCACUAAAUUAAAAAUUACUGAGAUAUCGAAGGAACCAGAAGUGCCCAUGUUUGCCCAAGUUAAACUCAGAAAAGCAUCAGUGCAAAAAAGAGAAAUACAGGCAGUUGAAAUUCCAAAAAUAUUGCUUAAAAGCAAUAUAAAAUAUUUUGAGUAUCCUCCUCAGGAACAGAAACCUGUUAUAACCUACAUGCAUGUAACAUAUGAUAAAGGGAUAUUAUCAAGAAAUACCAAAGAGGCUUUGAAACUACAGAAAAAGAAAUUAAAAAAGAUAAAGCUUUCAGAAAAAGAAGAUGUAGAUUUAGAGGGCUAUGAAUCUCCUGAUACUGAAGAUUCAACAAAACCAAUUGAUGAAGAUGACAAGGAAAAACCUUCAUGGGAAAAAGUCCAAAAGAAACCGGAUAUUGAUGAAGAAAAACCACAAAAAAUAACAAUUGGCAAAGGAAAAGUACCCAAAGAGGAGCAACCUGAACCUGAGGCAGUGAAACUAAAGAAAAUUCCAGAGAAACCACUUCCUGAUGAAGAUGAAGAAAAAGCAAAACCCAAAAAAGAUGAACCUAAAGAGGAAGAGAAAAAGAAGAAGAAAGACAAAAAAGCUAUUGAUUUGGAACCAUUCAAACCAUCUGACUUUGAUAAAGAAGAACCAGAAAUAAUUAGCCCUGAAAAAUUUGACUAUGAGAAACCUGAUAAAGAAAAGCCAGAAGAAGUCAAAUUGAAAAAACCAAAGGUUAAAAAGCCAAAGCCAGAACCUGAAACUGUUGUCAUACCACUUGUCAAAGGAGUUCCAAAGAAACCAGAACCUGAAGAAGAAAAAGAUAUCACUCUGCGUAAAAAGGUUGGAGAGCCUAAACCAGAAGAACCAGAGUCUAUAAAACUUAAGCCAUUUAAAAAGGAUAAACCCACUGAAGAAAGAGAACCCAAACCAUUAGAGGUGGAUAAACCUGUUCCUGUGUCACCAAAAGAUGAAAGUGAGGACAUUGUUCCCGAAAAAUUCUUACCAGAAGAGUCACCAGAAAAAAUUAAGAAAAUUAAGAAAACAAAGAAAGAAAAACAAAAAACAUUACCAGAAGAUGAAACUCUUGGUGAGACAGUUUUACCACAAGAGACAACUGAAAAACCUAAUGAAAUCAAAGAUGAUGUCCCAACGGUGGUUCAAGAAAAACCUGUUGAAGUUAAAGAUGCAGAAAAAGAUAAAAAGAAAAUUAUUCCAGCUGAAAAAGAUGAGCAAAGUAUCCCUGAUGAACCUAAAGAUAAAGGUAAAGAUAUACCACAAGAGGUGACAGAAAUUCCUGAGGAAAUUAAGAUCAAGAAACGAAAACCAAAGAAGCCAGUUGAAGAGGAAGUUCCUGAAGAAGUGAUACUAAAUAAAAUAGUACCAGAAAAGCCUAAAGAUGAAGAAAAACCAGAAGAAGUCACAUUGAAACCAGUCACUCCUAAAGAGACUGUAAGUGAGGUAGUUACUGAAGAAAUAACAGUCACAAAAGUUUCUCCAGAAGAGCCUAAGGAGAAGGAAGAAGUACCUGAGGAAAUUAAAAUAAAGAAACGAAAACCAAAGAAGCCAGUUGAAGAGGAAGUUCCUGAAGAAGUGAUACUAAAGAAAAUAGUACCAGAAAAGCCUAAAGAAGAAGAAAAACCAGAAGAAGUCACAUUGAAACCAGUCACUUCUAAAGAGACUGUAAGUGAGGUAGUUACUGAAGAAAUAACAGUCACAAAAGUUUCUCCAGAAGAGCCUAAGGAAAAGGAAGAAGCUCCUGAGGAAAUAAAGAUAAAGAAACGAAAACCAAAGAAGCCAGUUGAAGAGGAAGUUCCUGAAGAAGUGAUACUAAAGAAAAUAGUACCAGAAAAGCCUAAAGAUGAAGAAAAACCAGAAGAAAUCACAUUGAAACCAGUCACUCCUAAAGAGACUGUAAGUGAGGUAGUUACUGAAGAAAUAACAGUCACAAAAGUUUCUCCAGAAGAGCCUAAGGAAAAGGAAGAAGCUCCUGAAGAAAUAAAGAUAAAGAAACGAAAACCAAAGAAGCCAGUUGAAGAGGAAGUUCCUGAAGAAGUGAUACUAAAGAAAAUAGUACCAGAAAAACCUAAAGAUGAAGAAAAACCAGAAGAAAUCACAUUGAAACCAGUCACUCCUAAAGAGACAGUAAGUGAGGUAGUUACUGAAGAAAUAACAGUCACAAAAGUUUCUCCAGAAGAGCCUAAGGAGAAGGAAGAAAUACCCGAGGAAAUAAAGAUAAAGAAACGAAAACCAAAGAAGCCAGUUGAAGAGGAAGUUCCUGAAGAAGUGAUACUAAAGAAAAUAGUACCAGAAAAGCCUAAAGAUGAAGAAAAACCAGAAGAAGUCACAUUGAAACCAGUCACUCCUAAAGAGACAGUAAGUGAGGUAGUUACUGAAGAAAUAACAGUCACAAAAGUUUCUCCAGAAGAGCUUAAGGAGAAGGAAGAAGUACCUGAGGAAAUUAAAAUAAAGAAACGUAAACCUAAGAAGCCAGUUGAUGAGGAAAUUCCAGAAGAAGUGAUACUAAAGAAAAUAAUACCAGAAAAACCUAAGGAUGAAGAAAAGCCAGAAGAGGUGAUAUUGAAAAAAGUCACACCUAAAGAUAUAGUUACUGAAGAAGUAACUGAAGAGAUAACAAUUAAAAAAGUUGUACCUGAAGAGCCUAAGAAGGAAGAGGUUUCUGAGGAGGUUACAAUAAAGAAACGUAAACCUAAGAAACCGGUGGUGGAGGAAGCAGCUGAAGAAAUAACAUUAAAGAAAAUGGUUCCAGAAAAACCCAAGGAUGAAGAAAAGCCAGAAGAGGUGAUAUUGAAAAAAGUCACACCUAAAGAUAUAGUUACUGAAGAAGUAACUGAAGAGAUAACAAUUAAAAAAGUUGUACCUGAAGAGCCUAAAAAGGAAGAGGUUUCUGAGCAGGUUACAAUAAAGAAACGUAAACCUAAAAAACCGGUGGUGGAGGAAGUAGCUGAAGAAAUAACAUUAAAGAAAGUGGUGCCAGAAGAACCUAAGGAAUUAGAAGAGGAUAUUCCUGAACAGGUUACAUUGAAGAAAAUCACACCCAAAGAUACAGUUACUGAGGAAGUUUCUGAAGAGAUAACAAUCAAAAAAGUUGUACCUGAAGAGCCUAAGAAGGAAGAAGUUUCUGAGGAGGUUACAAUAAAGAAACGUAAACCUAAGAAACCAGUCGUGGAGGAAGCUGCUGAAGAAAUAACACUGAAGAAAAUAGUUCCAGAAGAACCUAAGGAAUUAGAAUAUGAUAUUCCUGAACAGGUUACAUUGAAGAAAAUUACACCCAAAGAUUCAGAAACUGAGGAAGUAUCUGAAGAGAUAACAUUAAAAAAAGUUGUACCUGAAGAGCCUAAGAAGGAAGAGGUUUCUGAGGAGGUUACAAUAAAGAAACGUAAACCUAAGAAACCAGUGGUUGAGGAAGCAGCUGAAGAAUUAACAUUAAAGAAAAUGGUUCCAGAAAAACCCAAGGAUGAAGAAAAGCCAGAAGAGGUGAUAUUGAAAAAAGUCACACCUAAAGAUAUAGUUACUGAAGAAGUAACUGAAGAGAUAACAAUUAAAAAAGUUGUACCUGAAGAGCCUAAAAAGGAAGAGGUUUCUGAGGAGGUUACAAUAAAGAAACGUAAACCUAAAAAACCGGUGGUGGAGGAAGCAGCUGAAGAAAUAACAUUAAAGAAAGUGGUGCCAGAAGAACCUAAGGAAUUAGAAGAGGAUAUUCCUGAACAGGUUACAUUGAAGAAAAUCACACCCAAAGAUACAGUUACUGAGGAAGUUUCUGAAGAGAUAACAAUCAAAAAAGUUGUACCUGAAGAGCCUAAGAAGGAAGAAGUUUCUGAGGAGGUUACAAUAAAGAAACGUAAACCUAAAAAACCAGUCGUGGAGGAAGCUGCUGAAGAAAUAACACUAAAGAAAAUAGUUCCAGAAGAACCUAAGGAAUUAGAUGAUAUUCCUGAACAGGUUACAUUGAAGAAAAUCACACCCAAAGUUACUGAAACUGAGGAAGUUACUGAAGAGAUAACAAUAAAAAAGGUUACCCCUAAAGAGCCUAAAAAGGAAGAAGUUUCUGAGGAGAUUACAAUAAAGAAACGUAAACCUAAGAAACCGGUUGUUGAGGAAGCUGCUGAAGAAAUAACAAUAAAGAAAAUUAUUCCAGUAGAACCUAAGGAAGAAGGAGAUAUUCCUGAACAGGUGACAUUGAAAAAAGUAAUACCUAAGGAGACAGUGCCUGAUGAAGUAAUUGAAGAAGUAACAUUAAAAAAGAUAGUGCCAGAAAAGCCUAAGCAGGAGGAAGAAGUUUCUGAAGAAAUAAAAAUUAAAAAACCUAAAACAAAGAAAUUUUCUAAAGAUGAGGAAGCUGAUGAAGUUACUAUACAAAAACUGGUUCCAAGUACAUUGGAUGAAGAGGAACCAAUGGAGUUUACUUUAACAAAGAGAAAAGAAAUUAAGCCUGAAGAUACCAGUAGUGAAAUCACAUUGAAGCAAAGGAAACCCCAGGAUACUACCGUUGAAGAUGUGACACAGGAAUUCACUAUUACCAAGAAGAAAGUUCCAAGGAAGGUGUCAGUUGAAGAGAUUUCAGAAGAAAUCACUUUGAAGAAAUUGAAACCAGUAAAAAAACCGGCACCUGAAGUUAAAGAGGUUACAGAUGUUGAGACUGUCACUAUUGUACCGAAAGUUACUAAAACAAAGGAAGAUAUUGAGCAAGAGUUUAAGAUACAGCUACAUACAUAUGAAGAAGAAGAUAUCACCAUGUCUGGAAAAGUACGCUUGAAGAAAGAACGUCCUAAAACUUUUGUGGAAGAAACUGGGGAAGAAACCAUAAGGAUAAUUCAAGAAAUAGAUGAUGAAGGUCCAAGUGAAGUAAUUUAUGAAGACACAGAUGAUACUGCUGAGUUUACUGGGCGUACAAGGCCAACUUACAAAGUAGAAGAGGCUGAAGAUGAGGAAACAUUUAGGUUAUCGAAACCAAAACAACCACAAGAGAAUGUUGAAGCUGACUUCCAAGUACAACUUCAUAGAAAGAAGAGUACCACAGCUCAUUCAUACACAGUAGAAGAUAUUGAAGAGGCUUUUGAACUUGGCUUGAAGAGGAAAAAACCAGUGCCCGAGGGUCAACUUUAUGAAGAAGAGUCUCUUGAGGUCAAACUGAAGCCAAAGAGGAAGCCCUCAAGUUCUCUUCACCAAGAAGAUGUUUCGCUCAGCAUCACAAAGGAGACAGAAGUAUUUGAAGAAGAUGCAAGGGAAGCGGUGAUAACUGAAGUACGUGAAGGGGAGGUGCUGUUCUCCAAGUGUUCGUACAUCGCGGAAACCGAAGGAGCCAUCAACUUGGUGGAAGGCGAAAGAGUGUAUGUUCUUGAGUGCCACAACUCGGACUGGUGGUUCGUGAAGAAGCACCUGGCCGAGGAGAGGGGCUGGGUCCCGGCCGUGCUGCUGCUGGACGAGCCCAACUACACCACCUACGUGCAGAAGAAGCUGCACGAGAAGAUCGACAAGCUGCCCGUCUUCGAAAAACCGCCUCCCGACGAGAAAGCCACGGCGCCGCGCUUCAUCGAGAAGCUGGAGCCGAAGCACGCCCCGGACGGCACGACCGUGCAGUUCGAGUGCCAGGUGGAAGGAAACCCGCGGCCGCUCAUCACGUGGUUCAAGCAGACGGCCAUCAUCCUCCCGUCGCAGGACUUCCAGAUGUACUACGAUGAAGAUAACGUCGCCACGCUGAUCAUCAGGGAGCUGUUCCCGGAGGACACAGGCCUCUACACGUGCGUCGCGAAGAACAACGCCGGUUUCGCCUCGAGCUCCACGGAACUCGUCGUGGAGGCCCCGUUGUCCGACCACGGCUCAGACGCCACCGUGCUGUCGAGGAAGAGUCUGUCACGGGAGUCGUCGCUGGCCGACAUCAUCGAGGGCAUCCCGCCCACCUUCUCGCGCAAGCCCAAGGCACUGUGCGUGGAGGAGGGCUCCGACGUGGAGCUGGAGGGCCGGCUGGUGGCGAUCCCCGAGCCCGAGAUCACCUGGUUCUCGGGCGGGGAGGAGCUCACCACGUCCGACAACGUGACGGUCGCCACCGAGUCGGACAUGCACAUGUACACGAGCGUCGUGCGCAUCAGGAAGGUGCGCAAGAGCCAGGAGGGCCACUACGAGGUCAUCGCCAAGAACAGGGAAGGGGAGGCCACCGUCCAGAUCACCCUCAAGGUGAGGACCGGCGAGAAGGAGCCCCCCGAGGUCUUGGAGCCGCUGCGGAGCGUGAUCGCGCGGGAGGGCGACGGUGUCGUGCUGAGCGCGCACAUCGUGGGGAACCCCGCCCCCAAGGUCACCUGGCUGAAGAACGGCAAGCCCCUGAAGCAGCCGACCACGCGGGAGGGCGACACGUACGUCCUGCGGCUGCCCCACAGCACGCCGGCCGACACGGCAGAGUACACGGUGCGGGCCAAGAACGACGUCGGCAGCGCCGAGACCACGGCGUCCGUCAUCGUUGAAGAGCUGAAGAACCUGGAGCCUCCACUGUUCGUGAAGAGGUUCCAGGAGGAGAAGGUCCCGGAGAAAGGCACCGUGAAGCUGGUGGCGAAGGUGACAGGCAACCCGGUGCCCGAGAUCACCUGGCUCAGGAACAACGAGCCCUUGGCGCCGAGCAGCCGGGUGAUGGAGAGCUACGACGGGGAGAACAUCGUCCUGGAGAUCCGGGGGGCCGACUCGGAGGUGGACGCAGGGGACUACAAGUGCGUGGCCAGCAACCCCGUCGGCAAGGCGUCGCACGGGGCCAAGGUGACGGUGGACGUCGAGAAAGUGACCUUCACGAGGAAGCUGGAGCCGAUAGUGGAGGUGGACGAGAACUGCCCCGCGAGCCUGGAGUGCGAGACCUCGCACACGGUGUCCACGCGGUGGUUCCACGACGGCCGGGAGCUGAGCGGCAUGGACCACCGCAUUGUGAUCCAGGAGGGACGCACCCACCGCGUCGUCAUCAAGAGGACGACCCCCAAGGACGCGGGCACCUACGAGUGCACCGUCAAGAACCAGUCCACGCAGGCAACACUCACAGUUCACGAAGGUAAACCGGAGUUUGUCCGCAAGCUGCAAGACUCUGAAGUCAAGGAGCGUGAGGUCGCAAUCCUGGAAGUGGAAGUGACAUCGGAAACUGCGAAUGUGACUUGGCACAAGGACGGAGAGCAGCUGAAAGAAGACGGUGACAAGGUGGUGUUUGAGAAUCAAGGCAGCGUGAGGAAGCUGCUCAUUCGUGGGAUCUCUGUGCACGACGAGGGAGAGUACACGUGUGCUCUGGAGGACCAGGAGUGCACGGCCGAAGUCACCGUAGUCGAGUUGCCGCCUGAAAUCAUCACCAAGCUGGAGGACGUGACCAUCGCGAAGGGGGAGAACGCAACGUUCGAGAUAGAGCUGACGAAGGGCGACGCCCUGGUGCGCUGGUUCAAGGACGGCAAGGACCUCCAGUUCAGCGAGCACGUCCAGCUGUCCAUCGACGGCAAGCGGCAGACUCUCAGGAUCUGCGGCUCGGAGCUGGGCGACUCCGGGGUGUACUCGUGCCAGGUGGGCGACCAGACUUCGAAGGCGAAGCUCACCGUCGAAGAGCCAGUUGUUGAAUUCAUCUCGAGGUUACCAGAUGUCACAUUGGUGCCACUGCUUGCUGAUGUGAUAUUUACAGUUGAGCUUUCAAGGCCUAAUGUGGAGGUGAAAUGGCUAAAGCACGGGAAGGUCCUGAAGCCCUCGGACAGGCACGUCGUCAGCUCGGACGGCGCGGUGAGGAAGCUGCUCAUCAGGAGGGCAACCCUCGAGGACCAGACGGACUACUCCUGCGUCGCGGGCAACAUCAAGAGCAGCACCGUGUUGAAAGUGGAAAUUAUUGAAACGGCUCCCAAGAUAAACAUUGACAGUCUGAAGAAAGUGUACAAGGUGAAGAAGGGAGAGGAUGUGACAGUUGAGGUGAAAUUCACUGCUACUCCUCCGCCCAAGGACGAGUGGACCGUCAAUGGAACCGUUGUGAAGAAAUCCAAGAAGGUUACGCCGACUUUGGGUGAGGACAAGGCCAGUUUGACAAUAAAAAAAAUUGAAGAAUCAGACAUUGGUAGCUACACGCUGCGUUUGUCAAACAACUGCGGGGAAUGCUCAGCAGAACUUACGCUUAUUCUCAUGGAGGUGCCGUCGCAGCCGGGGACCCCGGAGGUAAUCGAUGUGACGGACACCACCAUAACCCUGCACUGGAAGGCCCCGGAGUCCGAAGGGAACUCCCCCAUCACCAACUACCUCGUCGAGUACCACGACCGGGACGACUUCACGUGGAUAAAGGCCAACGAGACGUACGCGGUCGUGGAGACGACGCACAAGGUGACCAGGCUGGAGCACAACGGGGAGUACAUGUUCCGGGUGACGGCGGUGAACGAGGUGGGGCCAAGCCCCCCGUCGCACAACACGCGCUACAUCAAGGUCGCGGCCCCCGUCGGCCACGAGCCCCCCACCAUCCAGGAGCCCCUCAAGGGCGCGGUGGCCGGCCUGGGGCAGACCGUCACCUUGUCGUGCGUCAUCGGCGGUGUGCCGCAGCCGGAGAUCAAGUGGUUGAGAGAUGGCAAAGUGUUUAAGAGCAAGCACACAACGUACGAGAAUCGUGUUGCCAAGUACGUGAUCACGGAAACAACCGAGACAUCUGGAGCUACCUACGCGUGCCAAGCUAAAAAUGAUGCCGGCUUUGCCGAAACUUCUUGUCUCGUUAAAAUUCAAGAACCUCCCAAGUUUGAAGUCGAUGAAAGUCUUUCAACGCAGAAAUUGAGGGUUACAAAUCAAUGGAAGGUGGAGGUCAAGUUCAGCGGUUUCCCGAAGCCUGAAAUCAGCUGGUUGAAGAACGGCGUGCCACUGACAUCCAGUAAACACUGCUCUGUCUUCAUCGAUGAAACCUCGUCGACAAUAGCGAUAUAUUCCCUGGAGAAGGUGGAUUCUGGCACGUACACGAUCAAAGGGGUGAACGAAGCUGGAUCGGCUGUGUACAACUUCAGCCUUCGUGUGAUUGAUGACUCAGAACGUCGCAGGAAAUCAACAUCUCCAACAGAUGAAGUGAUUGACAAACCCAGCAAGCCUGAAGGGCCACUCAUCGUCAAGGAUAUCCGCAGUGAAUCUGUAACCAUUGAAUGGAAACCUCCAGCGGAUGAUGGUGGAUUGGAGCUCUCCAAAUACUCGGUUGAGAAAUGUGAUGUGGAGAAAAUGGUGUGGAUGAAGGUGGCGGACGUGGAGAAGGAUGUCUCGUCGUACUGCGUGCAGAAGCUGCGCGAGGACUCGGAGUACAUGUUCCGGGUGACGGCGGAGAACCCGGUGGGGGUGUCGGAGGCGCUGGAGAGCGACACGGUGACCAUCAGGAGCCACUACGACAAGCCGUCGCCACCGCGCGGACCGCUGGGCGUGUCGGGCAUGACCCCGACAUCGUUCUGCGUCUCGUGGCAUCCGCCAGAGUCCGACGGGGGCUCCCCGGUCGUGGAGUACGUCGUGGAGCGGCGGGAGGUCGGCAAGAAGGCCUGGCAGAAGGUCGGGUCGACGUCGUCCCAGCGCCUGCAGAUGGAGGUCACGGGUCUCAAGACCAACGUGUCGUACCACAUACGCGUGACGGCGAGGAACGAGAUCGGCUGCAGCCCUCCGUUCGCGCCAGAAGACCCCAUCACUGCUGGCAAGAGGAUAAGUGCGCCAUCGCCACCGACCAACUUCACCAUAAUCGACAUCACCAGCAAGAGCGUUACGCUGCAGUGGGGUCCGCCGUCCAGCACAGGAGGAACAGAGCUCACAGGCUACAUCAUUGAGAAGAGACAGUCGUCCUCGGACAAGUGGACCAAGGUCGCGACGCUGGAGCCGUCUGUGACGCAGUACUGCGUGGCGAACCUGAAAGAGAAGUCGGAGUGGUUCUUCCAAGCGCUCGCCGAGAACUCCAUCGGGCUGAGCCCGCCCGCGUGCACGGACCUCAUCAGUUUGAAAACGCACGCAACCCCUCCCUCCCCACCCACGGCUCCCCUCGAGAUCAGGAGCGUGGGCCACAACGCCGUCGUCAUCGAGUGGGGGAUCCCGGAGUCGGACGGCGGCUCGCCUCUCGAAGGGUACACCAUCGCCAUGCGCGACGUCAAGAAGACCAUGUGGAUGGAGGUCGGCCGCGUGAAGGCCGGCGUGCAGAAGCUCACGAUCAAGGAUCUGCAGGAGAACCACGACUACCUAAUACGCAUUUACGCUCGAAAUGAGGUUGGUUCAAGCGACCCUCUGGAAUCAGAGGAACCAUUCACCGUCCUUCGAGCAACUGAGAUGGAGCUGGUGGAGAUGGAUAAGCUGGACACGACGGCCCCGACGCUGAGCUUCAGCACGGAGACGACCACGUCGUGGAUGCGCGAGGCGAACAUGGACGCCGACAUCCGCUCCUACGCGCGGGGCUGCCUGCUGAGGCGCGACGAGUACUUCUUCCGCAUCUGGUACUACGCGCGCCAACUCUUCAAGUAAUCUGCGAAGAAAAAAAUUUCCACUCUAGUCAGUUUUUUUUAUCAACGAAAUUAAAUGUAAAAAAAAUGAAACUUACGGGAUAUAGAUAGGUUAUAUUUAUUUUGUUACACUUUUUUUUUAUGAAAUGUAUAUAUUCAAAGUUUAAUUUACAUAUUCUUUGAAUGGUAUAUGACAUUAGCUGAUGUAAUUUGUACGUAUACUUUCGUGGAAUUUUGGUACGUAACGUGUAUUACUUUUUGUUGAAGCACGGGCUCUAUGCAGCCUCUACAAGGAAUAGUUUUUUUGUUACGCUGUGUAGAAUAAUACACACAAUGUAUACUUUUCGAGACACUUUGGAUAUUAACUGGGAACAAUAUGUUGUAUCCAAUUUGUAUCUGUUGUACGUUUGAGGUCUUGUUGCCACCCAAAGUAUUUUGCUACCUCUAAUUUUAAGAUCCUAAAAAACCCCUGUGCAAGGCAAAGCUACGAGGCAACGAGUACUUAAGUGGGAACAAAACCUUAAUUGAAUGGAGAU
Molecule: messenger RNA, 64796 nt
Organism: Bacillus rossius redtenbacheri
Lineage: Eukaryota; Metazoa; Arthropoda; Insecta; Phasmatodea; Bacillidae
Product: titin
Exons: 122
Coding region: 434-64282 (21282 amino acids)
Molecular function (GO): protein binding
Source: RefSeq, a predicted model, not a curated record